Drosophila obscura is the source of this 56867-nucleotide messenger RNA. RefSeq lists its product as uncharacterized. NCBI's taxonomy places the organism in Eukaryota, Metazoa, Arthropoda, Insecta, Diptera, Drosophilidae. The record is from RefSeq and is a predicted model, not a curated record. Gene Ontology annotation, cellular component: nucleus. Gene Ontology annotation, molecular function: zinc ion binding; calcium ion binding.
AAAAACUAUUGCCUGGUUUGCUGGCGACGAGCGGUCCAGGCCAAAAAUGGACCAGCAGAGCGGGCAGAGAGCGUCUGGGCCGAGUGUGGGCAGCAAAGUUGCCUAACAGCCAAUACACAUAAACACACACGAACACCGUGAAAGAAAACACUCUCUCACAGACACACACACACACACAUACAGGCCCAGUUUAAGCCAAGUUUGAAGUCGCAACGAAGAUCGGCAGUGGCUUUAAGCUCUUUCACAUUUCAGUUCGUUUUCAGCGCGCGUGCGGUGCGGUUCUCUCUACCAACGGGUCUCCUACGAAGUGUGUACAGUGUGUACCGAGCACCGAGUGUAUACCAGCCUGUGUGUGUGCACAGAGACAGUGUUACCUGUGUGUUGGCGGAUACCCAGCUGCAGACGCUGCUGCCUGAGCGCAUAAUCUAAGCAACAAAUAUUUAUUGAAUUGCAGUGAAAGUUUGCGUCAGGCGUCUGUUAAUUGUUUCAAUUUUACCUUGUGAAAAUUCCAAAAAACCAAACGCGCGCAAACCAAUCAAAAGUGUUCCAAGAAAAGCGUGAAAUAUCGUUAGAUCCCAGCAAAUAAGAAAUAUAUCCAGUGUGUGCCUGUGUAUCUGUGUGUUUCUUUUGACGGCAAAUCGCUUUUGGCAGCUGCUACGGCAGCAAAAGCCAAGCCAAAAGAAGAAAAAAGCCAACGCUUUUUGCUGGCGUCGAUCUUCGUUUGGCAGCUGUUGGCAGUAUGAACUGAUUUUGGCCGCCAGUUGAUGAAUAAAAUGCAAAAAUGAAAAUAUUUUUGCCACUAGUCACGUGGAUAGUGCUACUACUCUCGAGUGCAGUACAUUCACAAUAUUCACAACAACCGCAACGUAUCCAGACAAAUUUGAGAAAGAACAGUCGAUUUCGUGGCGAGGUAUUCUUCCUGAAUCUCGAGGAUGGCUACUUUGGAUGCCAGGUCAACGAGUCGACAGACUAUUUGCAAUUAUACGAACUAUCGAAACUAUGCGACGGCAAUCAAGACUGCUAUCUUGGUUCCGAUGAGCAAAACAAAGAGCUCAAAUGCACAAAUGACUGUGAUAAGGACGGCACAGUGUGCACACAUGGCGCGUGUUUGAAUGGCGUCUGCCAUUGCAACGAUGGCUAUGGCGGCUGCAAUUGCGUUGACCUAGAUGAGAACGAAUGCAAACAGCAUCCAUGCGAUGUGUUUGCCCAUUGCACAAACACAUUGGGCAGCUAUACGUGUACCUGCUUUCCGGGCUAUCGUGGCAAUGGUAUUCAUUGUGAAGACAUUGACGAAUGCCAAGAUCCCGCGAUAGCAGCGCGAUGCGUGGAGAAUGCCGAGUGCUGUAAUCUGCCGUCGCACUUCCUGUGCAAGUGCCACGAUGGGUACGAGGGCGAUGGUGAAGUGCUCUGCACGGAUGUGGACGAGUGCCGCAAUCCGCAGGCCUGUCCCCCGAAUGCCCAGUGCAUCAAUACGCCUGGCAAUUACACCUGUGCCUGUCCCGAGGGCUUUGUGGGUACCGAUCCCUACAAGGACUGUCAGGACGUGGACGAGUGCACAUAUCCGAAUGUCUGCGGACCCGGUGCCAUAUGUACGAAUCUCGCGGGCAGUUAUCGCUGCGACUGCCCGACGGGAUACGACGGCGAUGGACGCGCCGACCAAGGAUGCGUGGACCAGGACGAGUGUGCUCGAUCUCCCUGCGGCCGCAAUGCCAACUGUUUGAAUAAUGAUGGCAGCUUCCGCUGCCUGUGCCCCGAUGGCUACAGCGGGGAUCCCAUGCAUGGCUGCGAGGAUGUCGAUGAAUGCGCCACUAACAAUCCAUGCGGUUCGGGUGCUGAAUGCGUGAACAUGGGCGGUAGCUAUCAAUGUCGUUGUCCCCUCGGCUUUGUCCUCGAGCACGAUCAGAACGCAGAGCCACCUGUUGACCUACUGCCACUGGGCUAUGGCCAAGGGGACGCCGACAGCCAGACGGCGGUGGUCGCUGUCGCAUCGGGCGCGGGCUUAGCCUGCCUGGACAUCGAUGAGUGCAACCAGCCGGAUGGUGUGGCCAAGUGUGGCACCAACGCCAAGUGCAUUAACUUUCCGGGCUCGUAUCGAUGUCUGUGCCCGAGUGGAUUCCAAGGACAGGGCUAUUUGCAUUGCGAGAACAUCAACGAGUGUCAGGACAAUCCGUGCGGCGAGAAUGCCAUCUGCACGGACACCAUCGGCAGCUUCGUGUGCAACUGCAAACCGGACUACACCGGCGACCCGUUCCGCGGCUGCGUGGACAUUGACGAGUGUGCUGCCCUGGACAAACCCUGCGGACAGCAUGCUCAGUGCGAGAACACCAAUCCUGGAUACAACUGCAAGUGUCCGCAGGGCUACGACGGCAAGCCGGAUCCAAAGGUGGCCUGCGAGCAGGUGGAUGUGAAUAUCCUGUGCCGCAGUAACUUUGAUUGCACCAACAAUGCGGAGUGCAUUGAGAACCAGUGCUUCUGCUUGGACGGCUUCGAGCCCAUUGGCGCCAGUUGUGUGGACAUCGACGAGUGUCGCACCCAUGCAGAGGCCUGCGGACAGCAUGCCCAGUGCCUGAACACACCCGGCUCGUACCGGUGCGACUGUGAGGCCGGCUAUGUGGGCAGUCCCCCGAGAAUGGCCUGCAAGCAGCCGUGCGAGGAUGUACGCUGUGGGCCGCAUGCCUACUGCAAGCCGGACCAGAACGAGGCCUACUGCGUCUGCGAGGAGGGAUGGACCUACAAUCCCAGCGAUGUGGCCGCCGGCUGUGUGGACAUUGACGAGUGCGAUGUGCUGCACGGACCCUUUGGCAGUUGUGGCCAGAAUGCCACCUGCUCCAACACCGCUGGCGGCUACUCGUGCGCCUGUCCGCCUGGAUACUCGGGCGAUCCGCACAGCAAGUGCGUGGAUGUGGACGAGUGCCGGACGGGCGGUAAGUGCGGAUCGGGUGCCGAGUGCGUGAAUAUGCCCGGCGGUGGCUACACCUGUCGCUGUCCCGAGCACACCAUUGCCGAUCCCGAUCCCAGUGUGCGCUGCGUACCCAUCGUGAGCUGCACCACCAGCGAGAAUUGCCCCGGAAAUGCCAUCUGUGAUGAAACGAAGCGUUGCCUCUGCCCGGAGCCGAACAUCGGCAACGAUUGCCGGCAUCCGUGUGAAACGCAGGACUGCGGAGCCCAUGCCCAGUGCAUGCUGGCCAAUGGCCAGGCGCAGUGCCUCUGCGCACCCGGCUAUACCGGAAAUGCUGCGCUACCCGGCGGCUGCAACGACAUCGACGAGUGUCGGGCCAAUCCCUGUGCGGAGAAGGCCAUUUGCACGAACACAGCGGGUGGCUAUCUGUGCCAGUGCCCAGGCGGUUCAUCGGGCGACGCUUACCGCGAGGGCUGUGCCACGUCCAAGAGUGCGGGCUGCUCCGACGCGAAUCCCUGUGCGGCUGGCGAGAGCUGCGUGCAGGAUUCGUACACGGGCAACAGUGUCUGCAUUUGCCGGCAGGGCUACGAACGCAGUGCGGAGAGCGGCCAGUGCCAGGACCUAGACGAGUGCUCCGCGGCGCGCGGCAAGCCAGCCUGUGGACUGAAUGCGCUGUGCAAGAAUCUGCCUGGCAGCUACGAGUGCCGCUGCCCGCAGGGCCACACCGGCAAUCCCUUCAUCAUGUGCGAGAUCUGCAGCACCGCAGAGUGCCAGUGCCAGGCGCCGUACAAGCUGCUGGGCAACAGCUGCGUGCUCGCGGGCUGCUCCAGUGGCGGCCAGGCCUGCGCCAGUGGCGCGGAGUGCAUCUCGAUUGCCGGUGGCGUGAGCUACUGUGCCUGUCCCAAGGGUUACCAGACGCAGCCGGACGGCACCUGUGCGGAUGUCAACGAGUGCGAGGAGCGCGGCACGCAGCUCUGUGCCUUUGGGGCUCAGUGCGUGAACCAAGCCGGAGGCUACACCUGCCACUGCCCCGAGGGCUACCUGGGGGAUGCCUACAACGGACUCUGUGCUCCGGCCCAGCGGAAGUGCGCGGCGGACAAGGAGUGCGCCAGCAAUGAGAAGUGCAUCCAGCCGGGCGAGUGCGUCUGCCCGCCGCCCUACUUCCUCGAUCCGCAGGACAACAACAAGUGCAAGAGCCCCUGCGAGCGAUUCCCGUGCGGCAUCAAUGCCAAGUGCACGCCCUCGGAUCCCCCGCAAUGCAUGUGCGAGGCGGGCUUCAAGGGCGAUCCCCUGCUCGGCUGCACGGACGAGGAUGAGUGCGCCCAUCUGCCAUGCGCCUACGGCGCCUACUGUGUCAACAAGAAGGGCGGAUACCAAUGCGUAUGCCCCAAGGGAUUCACCGGAGACCCGUACAAGAGCGGCUGCAUCUUCGAGAAUGGAACGCCGAAGAGCAAGUGCCUCAGCAACGAGGAUUGCGCGAGUAAUUUGGCCUGCCUCGACGGCAGUUGCCUGAGUCCCUGUGCCAGUCUGCUCUGCGGAUCGAAUGCCUACUGCGAGACGGAACAGCAUGCGGGAUGGUGUCGCUGUCGCGUUGGUUUCGUCAAGAAUGCCGAUGGCGAGUGCGUCUCCCAGUGCCAGGACGUGAUCUGCGGCGAGGGAGCGCUGUGCAUACCCACCAGCGAUGGACCCACCUGCAAGUGUCCGCAGGGACAGCUGGGCAAUCCCUUCCCCGGCGGCAGCUGCAGCACGGAUCAGUGCACAGCCUCCCGGCCGUGCGACGAGCGUCAGAUCUGCAUCAAUGGCCGCUGCAAGGAGCGUUGCGACGGCGUCGUCUGCGGCAUUGGAGCCACCUGCGACAAGAACAAUGGCAAGUGCGUCUGUGAACCGAACUUUGUCGGCAAUCCGGACCUGCUGUGCAUGCCGCCCAUCGAGAUGGCCAAGUGCUCGCCAGGCUGCGGAGACAAUGCCCACUGCGAGUACGGACUGGGACAGAGCCGAUGUGCCUGCAAUCCGGGCACCUAUGGCAAUCCCUACGAGGGCUGCGGCGCCCAGAGCAAGAACGUCUGCCAGCCGAAUAGCUGUGGCCCCAACGCCGAGUGUCGCGCUGUGGGCAACCACAUAACGUGCCUCUGCCCGCAGGGCUUUAGUGGCAAUCCGCAUGUGGGCUGCCAGGACGUGGACGAAUGCACCAACAAGCCGUGCGGCCUGAAUGCCGCCUGCCUCAACACAGCCGGUGGAUUCGAGUGCUUGUGCCUCUCGGGCCAUGCCGGAAAUCCCUACAGCAGCUGCCAGCCCAUCGAGAGCAGGUUCUGCCAGGAUGCCAACAAGUGCCAGUGCAACGAGCGAACGGAGUGCCCCGAUGGCUACAGCUGCCAGAAGGGACAGUGCAAGAACCUGUGUUCCAAGGCGGCCUGUGGACCGCGUGCCAUCUGCGAUGCUGGGAAGUGUCUCUGCCCCUUGGGCUACAUCGGCGAUCCGCACGAUCUCAGCGAGGGUUGCAGCGUGCGCGGACAGUGUGGCAACGAUGCCGACUGCCGGCACACGGAGAUCUGCUUCCAGCUGGGCCGGGGUCUGCGCAAGUGCGUGGAUGCCUGCUCGAAGAUCCAGUGCGGUCCCAAUGCCCUCUGUGUGGCCGACGAUCAUCGUUCGUCGUGCAUCUGCUCCGACGGUUACUUUGGCAAUCCGAGCAAUCUUCAAGUGGGCUGCCAGCCGGAACGCACGAUACCCGAACAGGAGGACAAAUGCAAGACGGACAAGGACUGCGAACGCGGCUUCGGCUGCCAGACAUCCACGGCCCAUGGCACUCGGGAGUGCAUCAAUCUGUGCGCGAAUGUGGUCUGCGGACCCAACGAGCUGUGCAAGAUCAAUCCCGCGGGACAUGCCAACUGCAACUGUGCCGAGAGCUUCGUGUGGAAUCCGGUGGUCUCCUCGUGCGAGAAACCCUCGCUGCCCGACUGCACCAGCGAUGCCAACUGUCCGGAUGCCUCCGCCUGUCGGCCCGAUGUCCUGGGCGUGCUCAAGUGCGUGGCCAUCUGCGAUGCCUUCACCUGCCCGGCCAAUGCCAUUUGUGUGGCCCGUCAGCACCAGGGACGCUGCGAUUGCCUGAAUGGUUUUGUGGGCAAUCCCAACGAUCGCAAUGGCUGCCAGCCGGCGCAGAAGCAUCAGUGCCGCAGCCAUGCCGAGUGCCAGGAGUCGGAGGCCUGCAUCAAGGAUGAGGCCAGCCAAACGCUGAGCUGUCGCCCGGCCUGUGAAUCGGUCAAGUGCGGUCCCCGUGCCGUCUGCAUCACGAACAACCACCAGGCCCAAUGUCAGUGUCCGCCCGGACCGUUUGCCGGCGAUCCGUACGAUCCGUUCAAUGGCUGCCAGAGCGUGCCGUGUGUCUACAACCAUGACUGCCCCACCACCCAAAUGUGCAACCGAAUGACUCACACCUGCUUCGAUGUCUGCGACGAGGAGUCGUGCGGCGAGAAUGCCAUCUGUUUGGCCGAGGAUCAUCGCGCCGUGUGCCAGUGCCCGCCCGGAUUCCGUGGCGACCCGCUGCCAGAGGUGGCAUGCACCAAACAGAGCGGCUGUGCCGCCGGCACCUGUCAUCCAUCCGCCAUUUGUGAGGUCACACCCGAGGGACCCAUCUGCAAGUGUCCGCCGCAUUUCGUGGGCGAACCCAAGAGCGCGGGCUGCCGUCCGGACGGGCAGUGUCCCAAUGGGGAUGCCGACUGUCCGGCCAACACCAUCUGCGCGGGCGGACGUUGCCAGAAUCCGUGCGACAAUGCCUGCGGCUCGAAUGCCGAGUGCAAGGUGGUGAACCGAAAGCCCGUCUGCAGUUGUCCGCUGCGUUUCCAGCCGAUCUCCGACACGGCCAAGGACGGCUGCGCCCGCAGCGCCUCCAAGUGCUUGACGGACGUGGACUGCGGCGGAGAGCUGUGCUUCAAUGGACAGUGCAGGAUCGCGUGCCGCAACUCGCAGGACUGCUCCGACGGCGAGAGCUGCCUGAACAACGUCUGUGUGGUGGCCUGCCUGGACCACAGCCAGUGCGGCCAAGGUCUGGCCUGCGUGGAGGGUCACUGCACCAUCGGCUGCCGCAGCAACAAGGAGUGCAAACAGGAUCAGUCCUGCAUCGAGAACAAGUGCCUGAAUCCCUGCCAGUCCGGCAACAGCUGCGGCCCCAAUGCGCUCUGCAGCAUUGCCGAGCACCGGAGUCAGUGCAGCUGCCCGGAAGGAUUCGAGGGAAAUCCCACGCCCGAACAGGGCUGCGUUCGAGUGCCCGCCCCCUGCCUGGCGAGCAAUCAAUGCCCCAACGGACACAUGUGCAUCGGCAACCAGUGCAACCUGCCCUGCACCAAGACCUCCUCCUGCGCGAUUGGCGAGCGCUGCUACCAGCAGGUGUGCCGCAAGGUCUGCUACACCAGCAACAACUGUCUGGCCGGCGAGAUCUGCAAUGCGGAUCGCACCUGCCAGCCAGGCUGCGACUCGGAUGCGGACUGCCCGCCCACGGAGCUGUGCCUCACUGGCAAGUGCAAGUGUGCCAGCGGCUUCAUUGGCACGCCCUUCGGCUGCUCGGACAUCGAUGAGUGCACGGAGCAGCCGUGCCAUGCCAGUGCCCGGUGCGAGAAUGUCCCUGGCUCCUAUCGCUGUGUGUGUCCCGAGGGCACGGUCGGCGAUGGCUACACCAAGCAGGGCUGCUCCCAGGGCCGCCAAUGCCACCAGCCCGACGAUUGUGCCAACAACUUGGCCUGCAUCCAAGGCAAGUGCACGGAUCCGUGCCUGCAGACAGUGUGCGGGGCCAAUGCCCAUUGCCAGUCCGAGGGACACGAGGCUCUGUGCAGCUGUCCCGCUGGAUAUCUGGGCGAUCCGAACGAUACAGGAGUCGGCUGCUUCAAGGUGGAGUGCAUCGAUCAUGUGGACUGUGCCAGCGAUCGUGCCUGCGAUGCGGAGACGAAUCGCUGCAUCAAACCCUGCGACCUGACCGGCUGCGGUAAAGGAAACUGCGAGGUGUCCGACCACAAGGCCGUCUGUGCCUGCUACGAGGGAUACCAGCUGGUCAGCGGAGGAGUCUGCGAGGAUGUCAACGAGUGUCUGUCCCAGCCCUGCCACAGCACGGCCUUCUGCAACAAUCUGCCGGGCAGCUACAACUGCCAGUGCCCCGAGGGACUCAUCGGAGAUCCCCUGCAGGCCGGCUGUCGCGAUCCCAGCGAAUGCCUCAGCGAUGUCGAUUGUCCCGCCACCGCCAGUUGCCAAAACUCGCGCUGCCGCAGUCCCUGCGAACGACAGAACGCGUGCGGCAUCAAUGCCAAUUGUCAGGCCCAGAGCCAUCAGGCCGUGUGCACCUGCGCCGCGAAUUCCCGCGGAGAUCCUCUCGUCGAGUGCGUACACAUCGAGUGCUCCGACAACGACGACUGUGGCGGCGACAAGGCCUGCCUGGACGCCAAGUGUAUUGAUCCCUGCUCCCUGCCCAACGCCUGCGGAGCUCAGGCUCUCUGUUCGGUCCAGAACCACAUUGGAGUCUGCGCCUGCGAGUCGGGCAGCACCGGAGAUGCCAAACAGGGAUGUGUGCCGCUGCAAUACUGCCAGCAGGAUGCACAGUGCGCACAGGGAAGCAUUUGCUCGCAUGGCAUCUGCAGUCCCCUCUGCAGCACCAAUCGGGACUGCAUCACGGAGCAGCUGUGCCUUCAGGGCGUCUGCCAGGGCACCUGCAAAUCGAACACGACCUGUCCCCAGUUCCAGUUCUGCUCGAACAACAUCUGCACCAAGGAGCUGGAGUGCGGCGCCAACACGGAUUGUGGCGAGGACGAGACCUGCCUGAUGGAUGCCUACGGCCGUGCCCGCUGUGAGCCGGUGUGCCUGGGCCGUGCCGCCUGUGGCCGCAAUGCCGAGUGUGUGGCUCGCUCCCAUUCUCCGGACUGUAUUUGCAAGGAUGGCUUCUUUGGGGAUGCCAAGUCGGGAUGCCGCAAGAUCGAGUGCAGCAGCGACGAGGACUGUUCGAACGACAAGAGCUGCGACAAUCACAUGUGCAAGAUCGCCUGCCUGAUAGGCCAGCCCUGCGGCGAGAAUGCUCUCUGCACCACGGAGCACCAUCAGCAGGUGUGCCACUGCCAGCCCGGCUUCAGUGGCGAUCCACGCGUGCGUUGCGAUGUCAUUGAUUUUUGUCGCGAUGCUCCGUGCGGACCCGGUGCCCGUUGCCGGAACUCGCGCGGCUCCUAUAAGUGUAGCUGUCCCCCCGGCCUCGUUGGUGACCCGUAUAACGAGGGCUGUCGCAGCUCCGUGGAGUGCGAGACCAACGAGGACUGUCCCCCGCAUGCUGCAUGCACCAAAACUAACGGUGUGGCCAAGUGCCACGAUGUCUGCGCCCAACUGCUGUGUGGCCCCAAUGCGGAAUGUGUUCCGAAGGGCCACAUCGCUCACUGUGCAUGUCGCAUGGGCUAUGACGGCCAACCCGCCGACCGGGUGGCCGGCUGUAAGCCAUUGCCCGUUCCCUGUCAGGUCACCGGCGACUGUCCCACAAACACCUACUGCUCGGAUAGCGUCUGCAAACCUGCCUGCGUGCUGGACACCGAGUGUGGGCCGUCGGAGGUUUGCCAGGGCGGCCAAUGCUUCAAUCCAUGUGUCCAGCCCCAGGCCUGUGGCCAGAAUGCCGAAUGCGUGAUGUUGAAUCACCUUAAACAGUGCCACUGCCCGGAGGGCUUCACCGGAGACUCGUCGAAGGAAUGUGUCCGGGUGCCAGUGGCCUGCGAAGUUGACUGCUCGCCCGGCUACACCUGCCGUGACUCCAUGUGCCUGCCUGUGUGCCAAAACGAUCUGGAGUGUGCCUCCAAUGAGAAAUGCUUGCGGGGCAAUUGCAUGCUGACCUGCCGCGUGGACAACGAUUGCUUCUUGGGGCAUGUGUGCCUGCACAACAAGUGCGUCUACGGCUGCCAUGUGGAUGAUGACUGCAGUGCCUCGGAGUCCUGCCGCAACGAUAAGUGUGUGAAUCCUUGUGUGGAGAGUCCCUGCGGGCCCAAUGCCGCCUGCUCGGUGUCCAAUCAUCGGGCCACAUGCAGCUGCUUGGAGAGCAUGGUGCCCAAUCCCACGCCCCAGGUGGGCUGCGUGCGUGCCCCUCCGCUUGAGUGCCGCGAGAAUCGCGACUGUGGCAACGGUCUGGCGUGCUUCGAGUCUGUGUGCCGCCCCUUGUGCGCCGACGAUGCCGGCUGCAUAACCAACGAGCGGUGCCAGCAGGGCGUCUGCAAGCCACUCUGUCGCCACGACAACGAGUGUGCCCACGGCGAACUGUGUCUGGGACUCAACUGCGUGCCCGGCUGCCGCUCCGACCAGGGCUGCCCGUCCGAACUCUCCUGCAUUGCCCAGCAGUGCGUGGAUCCAUGUGCAGACCCCACUGCCUGUGGAACGAAUGCCCUCUGCCAGACCGUGGACCAUCGCAAGCAGUGCACUUGCCCGGAGGGACUUAGCGGCAAGGCCAACGUGGCCUGCAAGGUGCCGCGCAUCGCCUGCGGACGCAACGAGGAUUGCCAGAACAACCAGCUGUGCUACGCCGGCAGCUGUCAGGGCAAGUGCCGCAACGAUCAGAACUGUCUCUCGGACGAGCGCUGCAUGCGCGGAACCUGCCGCACCGUCUGCAACACGGACGAAGCCUGUGCCCAGGGCCAGAUCUGCGAGAGUCGUGUCUGCCAAACCGGUUGCCGCAACGACCUCAGCUGUGCCACCGACGAGGCCUGCGUGAACAAGAAGUGCCAGAAUCCCUGCCGCAGCCCCGGCCAGUGUGGCCAGUGUGCCGACUGUCUGGUGGUGAAUCAUGGCGUUCAAUGCCAGUGUCCGGCCUCCUUCAUUGGCGACGGUCUCACCGGCUGCCAACUGCCAGCGGAACGCUGCCAUCCCGGCUGCGAAUGCGACGAGAAUGGGGCCUACUGCGCCACCAAGUGCUCCCGAACGGAGGACUGCGCCUGCGGACAGCAGUGCGCGCGUGGCAAGUGCCGCAACAAGUGCGGACCCAAGCGACAGUGCACCGUGGGACAGCUUUGCGAGCGGGGAGCCUGCAUUGCCGGCUGCAAGUCCAACAGUGACUGCGCCGCCGACCAGAGCUGUGUGCGCGGCAAGUGCACGGACCCCUGUGCCGACGACAAGGCCUGCGGACGCAACGCCCUGUGCACCGUGUCCGAGCAUCGGAUGCUGUGCUACUGCCCCGAUGGCUACGAGGGAGAACCCAGCAAGGAGUGCGUGCAGUUCGAGUGCCGCCAGGACUCUGACUGCGACAGCAACAAGCGAUGCGAUGGCGGCAAGUGCCGCAAUCCAUGCCUGGAGUACGGUGCCUGCGGCACCAAUGCCCAAUGCCGUGUGGCUAAUCGCCAGGCCCAAUGCUCCUGCCCACCCGACUUCUUUGGCAAUCCCGCCAGUGAGUGCCAGCCCCUGGAUGGCGGCUGCUCCAACAGCCCCUGUGGCGUCAACUCCAAGUGUACCGAAGUGCCCGGCGGCUAUGAGUGUGCCUGCAUGGAUGGCUGCAUCGGGGAUGCCAACAAGGGCUGCCUCUGCGAGGGACCUCUAGUGAAUGCCUGCCACGAUCAUCCAUGCGGCCUGAAUGCCGCCUGCCAUGUACUGGACAACGACCAAGCCGAGUGCUACUGCCCGGAGGACUUCCCCAAUGGUGAUGCCUAUGUUCAAUGUUAUCUGACGCCACCGCAGCAGGACUGCCGUACUCUCGGCUGCGAUGUGGGUGACUGUGUGCGCCAUGGCUAUGACUAUGUGUGCCAGCAGGACACCGAACAAUGCUACUCAGAUACGGAUUGUCCCAGUGAAAAAUCGUGCCUCCAAGGACACUGCAGCGAUCCUUGUACAAUGCGUGGCGCGUGCGGCUCGAAUGCGCUUUGCAAAACUGUUCUGCAUCGUCCACGCUGCUCCUGUCCAAGCUGUCACAUCGGCCGGCCCGAGGUCGAGUGCAAGCCCGAUCCCAAUUGUCUCACUGAUGACAUGGAUGCCAAGACCAAGGAGCAGAUACCAUGCUCCAGUGACAACGAAUGCCCGGAGACAUUGCAGUGCGGCCAGUACGGCCAGUGCACAGAUCCAUGCAACAAUCCGCUUUUCAUUUGCGAGAGCAACAAGAAGUGCGAGACACGACGCCACCAACCCGUUUGCAUCUGCAAAUCGGGCUUCAUAGUCAACGAGUACGGAGAGCUGACGUGUGCACCGGAUAAGCGGGAAUGCUAUCGCGAUGAUGACUGUGCCUCGAAUAUGGCCUGCACGGAUGGCAAAUGUCGGAACCCAUGUAUUGUGCCGUUGGGCCGGGCACCGAUCUGUGCCGAGAACAAGUCCUGUGAGGUACAGAACCACAAGCCCGUGUGCAUCUGCAUGCGGGACUGUCAGCCCUCGAUAUCCAUUUGUUUGCGUGAUGCCGGCUGUCCGGCCGGCCUCGCUUGCCGCAAACUGCAGUGCGUCGAUCCGUGCAAGUUUGCAACAUGCGCCCCCAACUCGCCAUGCAUUGUCGAGGAUCACAAGCCGAUAUGUAAAUUCUGCCCACCUGGAUUUAUAGCCGAUGCCAAAUAUGGAUGUCAAAAAGAAAUCGGUUGUGCAUCGAGUGAUGAGUGCCCCACCCAGCAGGCGUGCAUCAAUGCGCUUUGCGUGGAUCCCUGUACCUACAGUAAUCCCUGCAGUCGUACCGAGGAUUGUCGUGUUCUCAACCAUCAGCCUUUGUGCUCUGCAGAAAUGGGUCGCACUCCUGGCUGCGAGCAUUGUCCACCGGGUGCCAAUUGCGAUCCCACCACUGGUGCUUGUAUCAAGGCUAAUGUAACAAUAACUACUAGUACUACCAAGAAAUCAAGAACAACCAAGAGACCAACACCAACACCAAGAACAACUACAACCAGAACCACAACCACAACAACUGCUAACCCAAACACAGGUGUCAAAGCACCGACACCGACCACCACCACCACUACCUCUACUAGCACUGAAUCGAGCACAGCAUCCACAAGCGCUACUAACCAAACAACCAGUACCAGUAAGAGUAAACCAGCAGAUACCGAAAGCACAACAUCCCAUACGGAUGCCACAAGGCGGUACCGUGAUGGUGAGAACAAUAUAACCGAUACACCGACGGCAAGGCCAUCGGUGGCAACGACCAAGCUGCGUGGUGAAGACGUGGAUGGCGACAGUCAACGGCGCACCACAACGACGCCAAAGAUGAAGACCACGCGUCUGGAUACAUCCAAUGAAGUGCCCGAUACGACAACGAACUGGCCGAUCGAGCUGCCAACCACUGAUGGCACCACAACGGAGAUCUACAGCACAAUAAUUGUCCCACUGGGGGACAACAACGGCACAACCACCACUGACAUCUCAUUAAUUAACCCAUGUACAGUAGAUACUAACUGUGCCCCUAACGAGCACUGUAAGCUGGGCAAUUGCCGUAAGAAAGAGCCACCGGGUACACCAAAAACACCAGAGCCCUGCCAAUCGAACAACGAUUGCAUUGAGAGCGAGGCCUGCUAUAUGGGUCUGUGUCAGGAUCCGUGCGAAUUUGCCAAGAUAUGUGCCGCGAGUGCCAAGUGUACGGCCAAGAGUCAUCGACCCAUAUGCACCUGUCCGCAGGGACACGAGGGCAAUCCGAUGGUCAAGUGUGUGCCCACCGAAACCUCAAUUGAAUGCACAGACAAUUCCGACUGCGGAGUCACGGAGGCUUGCAUCAAUCAGAGAUGCCAGCAUCCAUGCGAUGUGCAUGAUCCCUGUGCCACGAAUGCCAUUUGCAUCAACACCCACCAUGAGGCCGACUGCAGUUGUGCCGAUGGCUACCAGGGCAAUGGACGUGUCGGCUGUCAGCCAGCACGCACCAAUGUCUGCCAAUACAACGAGGACUGUCCACCGACGAAGCUCUGCGAUCGCCUCAAUCGUCGCUGCAUCAAUCCCUGUCAAGAGGAUUCCUGUGGCGAGAAUGCCGAGUGUGUGCCCAUCAACCACGGCACCGAUUGUCGCUGCCUGCCCGGCUUCCUGGGCAAUGCCUAUGUGCAGUGUUCGCCGCUCCAGGGAUGUCGUGCCGACACCGAGUGCGAUUCUAGUCAGGCCUGCAUCAAUGGAAAGUGUGCAUCGCCCUGCCAGUGCGGCGCCUUUGCCCUGUGCGAUGUGAUCAAUCAUCGUGGGGUGUGCAAGUGCCCGCCUGGAUACAAUGGAAAUCCCCAGGUGGGCUGCAGUCCACCGCAGAAUCCCUGCGAUCCCAAUCCCUGUGGCCUCAGUGCGCUGUGCGAACUGGACAAUGGCAAUCCCAUUUGUUAUUGUCCCAAGGGACUCACUGGAAAUCCAUUCAAGAAUUGCAUCCCAGAGGGCGAUGAAUGCGCACCGAAUCCAUGCGGACCCAAUUCCGGAUGUCGUCGCGUGGAUGGACAACCCAUCUGCUUCUGCCUGCCCGAAUACGAGGGCCAGCCACCGGCGAUAGCCUGCGAGCUGCCAUCGAACCCAUGCGAACCGUCGUCAUGCGGCCCCAACACACAGUGUUCUGUCCUGAGCAACGGCUUCUCCAAGUGCACCUGCCUGCCGGGUUACGUGGAGAGCCCGAACACCAUUCGUGGCUGUGUGGAGCCCAUCAAUCCGUGCGAUCCCAGCCCUUGCGGCACUGGUGCCAUCUGCGACUCGUCGCGUCAGCCCGUGUGCUAUUGUCCCGACAACAAGAUUGGAAAUCCCUUCAGGCUGUGCGAGAAGCCCGCGGUAUCGAUCGAACUCUGCCAGCCAGGUCCUUGCGGCCGGAAUGCCGACUGCUAUGUGGCCGGCAAUCGUGAGGAAUGCUACUGCCGCUCUGGAUAUGUCGGCGAUGCCUACCAAGGCUGCCGCGAGCCCAGUCGCACCGUCUGUGACCCGAAUCCGUGCGGACCUAGUGCCAAUUGCGUUGUGGCCGGCGAUGGACAGACCGCCUGCGUGUGUCCCGAAGGUCUCUCCGGGGACCCCACAUCUCUCGUGGGCUGUCACGGCUAUGAGUGCCAGGUGGAUGCCGAUUGUCCGCACAGCAAAGCCUGCAUGGGCUUCCGCUGCUACGAUCCCUGCCCCGGAGCUUGCGGCCAUGGAGCCAACUGCCGCGUUGAGGAGCAUCACCCCGUGUGCUCGUGCAAUGCUGGCUUGACCGGAAACCCAGGAGUCCGUUGCUAUGCCCUGGACCAUCCGAAGACCAAUCCGUGUGUGCCCAGUCCCUGUGGCGUCAAUAGCGAGUGCAAGCUGCUGAACAACCGCGCCGUCUGCUCCUGCAUUCCCGGCUACCUGGGCGAUCCAGAGUCGGGCUGCCAGCCGGAGUGUGACAUCAACUCGGACUGCGGCGAGACCCUGUCGUGCAUCAACCACAAGUGCGUGGAUCCCUGUGCGGGAGCCAUUUGCGGCAUCAAUGCCAUUUGCAAUGUCCGCCAGCAUACGCCCGUGUGCCAUUGCCUGGACGGAUUCGCCGGCGAUGCCUUCCUGCAGUGCGUGCCGAUCGGCAUCUUGAAGAACGUCUCCCGAGACCCGUGUGCCCCGUCGCCCUGUGGACCGCACGACGUCUGCUCGGUCUAUGGCGAUGGUGUGGCAUUGUGUGAUCCCUGCUUUGGACCCAAUGCCCAGCAGAAUCCCCGCUGCCGACCGGAAUGUGUGGCCAACUCCGACUGCCCCUUCGAUCGUGCCUGUUUGGGCCAGCGCUGCCUCGAUCCCUGCCCCGGCUCCUGCGGUCGCAACGCCAUCUGCAAUGUGUACGAACAUAAUCCGGUGUGCUCCUGCCCCGCGGGACUCUAUGGCAAUCCCUACGAGCAGUGCACCAUUCAAUCGGCUAUUGUGCCAACGCCAGCGCCAAGCUGCGCGAAGCUGCAGUGCGGCGGCAAUGCGGAAUGCAAGCGGGCCCCCGGUGGCCUCGCCUGCGUCUGCCGCAAGGGCUACUUUGGCGAUCCACAUGUCGGCUGUCGCCCAGAGUGCGUACUCAAUAGCGACUGUCCCGCGGACAAGGCCUGCGUGAACUCCAAGUGCGUGGAGGCCUGUGUCGGCGUGUGCGGCAUCAAUGCCAUCUGCCGUGUGGUGAACCAUGCCCCGGUGUGCAUCUGCUCGGAGGGUUACAGUGGAGAUGCCUCCAUUGCCUGCAAUCCCUACUAUCUGCCACCCGUUUCACCGCCCAUUGAGCGGCCACAUCCGUGCGAACCCUCGCCCUGCGGUCCCAAUUCCCGCUGCCUGGCCACCUCCGAGGGCUAUGCUGCCUGCUCCUGCCUGCCGAACUUCAAGGGUGCCCCGCCCGUCUGCCAGCCCGAGUGCGUCGUCAGCUCUGAGUGUGCCCCCAACCAGGCCUGCCUCAAUCAGAGAUGCGCGGAUCCCUGUCCCGGCAUCUGCGGUGUUGGCGCCCGCUGCGAGGUGCUCAAUCACAAUCCCAUUUGCUCGUGCGAGCAAAAAUUCGAGGGAGAUCCGUUCGUUGCCUGCUCGCCCAUACCGGAGCCGGGACGCGAGGUGGAUCUGCCCAAGAAUCCGUGCGUGCCCUCGCCCUGUGGACCCAACUCUAUAUGCCAGAUCAAACAGAACCGACCCGUCUGCUCGUGUGUGGCCAACUACAUCGGCAGCCCGCCCUAUUGCCGGCCAGAGUGCACCCUGAGCAGCGAGUGUCCCUCGGACAAGGCCUGCAUCCAUGAGAAGUGCCAGAACCCGUGCGCCAAUGUCUGUGGCCACAAUGCCCGUUGCACGGUCAUCGCGCACUCAGCCCACUGCAGCUGCGACCAGGGCUACGAGGGAGAUGCCUUCAUCGGCUGCUCCCAGACAAAGGAAGAGAAAUCCGGUGAUGACUUUGGACCCUGCUAUCCCAAUCCCUGUGCUGAGAAUGCCGUGUGCACCCCGCACAACAAUGCCGCUCGCUGUAGCUGCAUUGAGCCGUACUUUGGCGAUCCGUACAGCACUGGAUGCCGUCCCGAAUGUAUCUACAGCUCGGAAUGCCCCUCGUCGCUGGCCUGCAUCAAGCAGCACUGUCGCAAUCCCUGCACCGGUGCCUGUGGCGCCAAUGCCGAGUGUGCGGUGGUUAACCACCUGCCAUCCUGCAUCUGUUCGCGUGGCCACGAGGGCGAUCCGUUCGUGGGCUGCAAGCGCAUGCCCGUGGGACCUGUGAGCGUCUGCGAGCCGAAUCCAUGUGGCCCCAACAGCAUCUGCCGUACGGUGGAGGGCCAUCCCACGUGCAGCUGUCAUGUUGGCUACUUCGGUGCCCCGCCCCAGUGCCGGCCCGAGUGCGUCGUCAGCUCGGAGUGCGCCCAACAUUUGGCGUGCAUCAACCAGAAGUGUGCCGAUCCCUGUGCCGAAACCUGCGGCUUCAAUGCCAAGUGUCAAGUGAACAACCACAAUCCGAUAUGCUCCUGUCCCAGAGACUACAUAGGCGAUCCCUUCGAGCAAUGUGUGCCGAAACCAUCUGAACGCCCACAAACUUUGGAUCCCUGCCUGCCCAGUCCAUGUGGACCCAAUGCCAAUUGUCGGAAUGUGAACAAUCGCGCUGAAUGCGCCUGUGCCCAGGGCAUGUUCGGUGCCCCGCCGAGCUGCCGACCGGAGUGCGUUAUCAAUCAGGAUUGUCCAUCGAACCGGGCUUGCAUUCGACAACGAUGCGAGGAUCCUUGCAUUGGCAUUUGUGGCUUCAAUGCCCAGUGCUCCACACAGCAGUAUCAGCCCAAGUGCGCUUGCAUUGAGGGCUUCGAGGGCGACCCGUACACCGGUUGCAACAUGCGAGAGAUCGUGGUCCUGGACCAACCCGCCGAUCCAUGUCACCCAUCCCCAUGCGGUGCGAAUGCCAUCUGUCGCGAACGCAACGGUGCUGGUUCCUGCAGCUGCAUCCAGAACUAUUUCGGUGAUCCGUACAUUAACUGCCGCCCCGAGUGCGUGCAGAACAGUGACUGCCCCGCCAGCAGGUCCUGCAUCAACAUGAAGUGUCGCGAUCCCUGCGAAAAUGCCUGUGGCUUCAAUGCCAUCUGCCGUGUGGCCCAUCACCAGGCUGUGUGUAGCUGUGAGCCCGGUUUCACCGGCAAUCCACAACGCGCCUGCGUCGAACGUCCCUCAAAUAUGUACCUGCCCUUGCCCAAAGACCCCUGUAGACCAUCGCCCUGUGGCUUGUUUAGCACUUGCCACGUGGCUGGAGAUCAUCCCGUUUGCGCUUGCCUGCCGGACUACCUGGGCGUUCCGCCCAACUGCAAGCCCGAGUGCCGCACAAGUGGCGAAUGUCCCUCGGACAGGGCGUGCAUCAAUCAACGUUGCCGCGAUCCCUGCCCCGGCACCUGUGGCUACAAUGCGCGUUGUCGCUGCACGAAUCAUUCCCCCAUUUGUAGCUGCAUUGAUGGCUACACCGGUGAUCCGUUCCACCAGUGUCUGCCCGAAAGAAAACCGGCGCCAAUACCAGACCCCAUCGUGCCUAUGAAUCCCUGCGUGCCAUCGCCCUGCGGCCCCAACUCCCAGUGCCAGGUGGCCAGCACCGGAGCCGUGUGCUCCUGCGUGGCCAACUACAUUGGACGUCCGCCGGCCUGCCGGCCAGAGUGCAGCAUCAAUUCGGAGUGCCCCGCCCGGAUGGCCUGUAUGAAUGCGCGUUGCGCCGACCCGUGCAUCGGUUCCUGCGGCAACAAUGCCCUCUGUCACGUCAGCCAGCAUGCGCCGGUGUGCAUGUGCGAGCCCGGCUUCAGUGGCGACCCCUUCUCCGGCUGCUACAAGAUCUUAGAAACGCCCAUUGAGGUCUCUCAGCCCUGUCGUCCCAGUCCUUGCGGCUUGAAUGCCUUGUGCGAGGAGCGAAAUCGCGCUGCUGCCUGCAAGUGUCUGCCCGAGUACUUUGGGGAUCCGUACACCGAGUGUCGCCCCGAGUGCGUCAUCAAUUCGGACUGCCCCAAGUCGCGGGCCUGCGUCAAUCAGCGAUGCGUCGAUCCCUGUCCCGGCAUGUGCGGUCACAGCGCCCUCUGCGCCGUCUUCAAUCAUGCGCCCAACUGUGAGUGCCUGCCCGGCUACACGGGCAACCCCAUUGUCGGCUGUCACCUGGUGCCCGAGACGCCACGCUAUCCCGACCCCAUAGUACCCGAAAAUCCAUGCCAACCCUCGCCCUGCGGCCUCUACAGCAUCUGUCGCCCGGUCAAUGGCCAUGCUGUGUGCUCCUGUGUGCCCAACUACAUUGGCUCGCCGCCCAACUGCCGGCCCGAGUGCAUGAGCAGCUCGGAGUGUGCACAGGACAAGUCGUGUCUGAACGAGCGGUGCAAAGAUCCCUGCCCGGGCACCUGUGGCAACAAUGCGCUCUGCCGUGUCGUUAACCAUAAUCCCAUCUGCUCCUGCAGUCCCGGCUUCAGCGGUGAUCCAUUCGUGCGCUGUUUCCCACAAGAAAAACGGCCCAUCGUUCAUGAUCGCGUCGAGCCGUGCGCGCCCUCGCCCUGUGGGCCAAACUCUCAGUGUCGGGUGUCGGCGGCUAAUGAGCAGCCCGUCUGCUCAUGCUUGCAACAUUAUGUGGGUAGGGCGCCAAAUUGCCGACCCGAGUGCACCUCAAAUUCGGAGUGUGCCGGCAACUUGGCCUGCAUCAAUCUGCGCUGCCGGGAUCCCUGCGUGGGUACCUGCGGCAGUCAGACCACAUGUCUUGUAAAUAAUCAUAGACCGAUCUGCCGCUGCCUCGAUGGCUAUGCGGGCGAUCCGUUCUCCGAGUGUAGUCCACAAAUUAUCGUACCGCCCGAGGUGGCCCAGCCCUGCAACCCCAGUCCCUGCGGCGCCAAUGCGGUGUGCAACGAGCGCAACGGCGUCGGCUCCUGUUCCUGCCUGCCCGAAUACAGUGGCGAUCCGUACACCGAAUGCCGGCCGGAGUGUGUCCUGAACAGCGACUGCUCGAAGAAUCGCGCCUGCCUCAACAACAAGUGCCGCGAUCCCUGCCCCGGCGUUUGCGGCGUCUCCGCCGAGUGUCAUGUGAUUAACCACGGGCCCAGCUGCAGCUGCCCCUCCGGAUACACGGGCAAUCCGUCGCAGUACUGCCGGGAAAUACCAAAAUUGGCCCCGCCUGUCCAGCCAUGUCGCCCGUCGCCAUGCGGCCCUUACAGCCAGUGCCGCGAGGUGAACGGACAUGCGGUCUGCUCGUGCACCACCAACUAUGUGGGCACUCCGCCCGCCUGUCGACCAGAGUGCUCGGUCAGUUCCGAGUGCUCCCAAGACCGGGCUUGUGUGAACCUGCGCUGUGUAGACCCCUGUCCCGGAACCUGCGGCCACGAGGCCAUUUGCAAGGUCACCAACCACAAUCCCAUCUGCUCGUGCCCCAGUGGCUACACGGGCGAUCCGUUUGUGCGCUGCGCCCCACGGCAACAAGAACCGGAACAGCCCAAGUCCAAUGAGAAUCCCUGCGUGCCCAGUCCCUGCGGUCGCAACUCCCAGUGCCGCGUCGUGGGCGAGACUGGCGUCUGUUCCUGUCUGCCCAACUUCGUGGGCCGUGCCCCCAACUGCCGACCAGAGUGUACCCUCAAUUCCGAGUGCCCGGCCAACCUGGCGUGCAUCAAUGAGCGUUGCACAGACCCGUGUCCGGGCUCGUGCGGCUUCAAUGCCUACUGCAGUGUCGUUGGCCACUCGCCCAUCUGCUCGUGCGACAAUGGCUUCACUGGCGAUCCCUUCGCUGGCUGCAAUCCGCAACCCUUGCCCGAAUCCGAUGAACGCCUGACACCCUGCCAACCCUCGCCCUGCGGCCCCAAUGCCGAAUGCCGUGAACGCAACGGCGCCGGCUCCUGUACGUGUCUGCCGGAGUACUUUGGCGAUCCGUACAGUGGCUGUCGACCCGAGUGCGUGGUGAAUAGCGAUUGCUCGCGCGACAAGUCGUGCGUCAACCAGAAAUGCGCGGACCCAUGUCCGGGCGUUUGUGGCCUGAACGCCGAGUGUCGUGUGUCCAAUCACUUGCCCAGCUGCUCCUGCCUGGCCGGCUACACUGGAAAUCCGUCGAGUGCAUGCCGUGAAAUACCCCAACUCCCGCCACCACCCCUGGCCGAUGUGAAUCCGUGUAGACCCUCGCCCUGCGGCCCGUACAGCCAGUGUCGGGAGAUCAAUAACCAUGCCGUGUGCUCUUGCCAGCCCGGACUCGUUGGCUCUGCCCCCAACUGUCGGCCCGAGUGUAUCAUAAGCUCCGAUUGUGCCCAAGAUCUCAACUGUCAGAAUCAGAAGUGUGUGGACCCGUGUCCGGGCACAUGCGGCAUUGAGGCACGUUGCCAGGUUAUAAAUCACUAUCCUGCAUGCUCCUGUGCCCCAGGCUACACUGGAGAUCCCUUCAAUCGAUGCACUAAAAUAUUGUUGGAGCCCAUAAUACCCGAAAAAUCCGGUAAUCCCUGUGUACCCUCACCGUGCGGACCCAACUCGAAAUGCAUCGAUGUGCGCGGUUCGCCUGCAUGCUCCUGUCUGCCGGACUACCUCGGACGGCCGCCAAACUGCCGGCCCGAGUGCAUGAGUAGUGCCGACUGUCCGGCGAACCUUGCCUGUGUCAAUCAGCGCUGCGCAGAUCCGUGUAUUGGAGCUUGUGGCCAGAACUCCCUGUGCCAGGUGAUCAAGCAUCGUCCAACAUGCGAAUGCGUGCCUGGUUACACCGGCGAUCCGUUCUCCGGCUGUGCGAUUGUACAGCAAAUUACCCCAACGGAGGCGCCACGCAAUCCCUGCAAUCCCAGUCCGUGCGGCGCCAAUGCCGUGUGCCGGGAGCGCAACAGCGCCGGCUCCUGCACCUGUCUGCCCGAAUACUUUGGCGAUCCGUACAGUGGCUGCCGACCGGAAUGUGUCCAGAACGAUGACUGCGAUCGCUCCCGUGCCUGCAUCAACAGCAAGUGCCAGGACCCCUGUCCCGGUGCCUGCGGCAUCAAUGCCGAGUGCCGUGUCCUCAACCAUGGUCCCAACUGCAACUGCUUCGACGGCUACACCGGCGAUCCGCAUCGCUCGUGCGCCCUCAUUGAAGUGGUCACACGACGGCCGGAGAACCCGUGCCAGCCCUCGCCCUGUGGACCCUACAGCCAGUGCCUGGACACGAACAGCCAUGCGGUGUGCUCCUGCCUGGAAGGCUACACCGGAGCGCCACCCAGCUGCAAGCCGGAAUGUGUCGUCAGCUCGGAGUGCCCCCAGAAUCGGGCGUGCAUCAAUCAGAAGUGCGCCGAUCCGUGUCGCGGCUCCUGCGGCAACAAUGCCAAGUGCCAGGUGGUGAACCACAAUCCCAUCUGCAGCUGUGUGCCCGGCAUGACCGGCGAUCCCAUCAGCGGCUGUUCACCCAGCGAAGACGGCAAGAGCACGGACAACCCGUGUGUGCCCUCGCCCUGUGGCCCCAACUCCGUGUGCCGCGAGAUCGGAAACCAAGCGGCCUGCUCCUGCAAUGCCAACUUCAUUGGACGUCCGCCCAACUGCCGGCCAGAGUGCACCAACAACGACGAGUGCCAGAAUCAUCUGUCCUGCCAGCAGGAGCGCUGCGUCGAUCCCUGCCCGGGCUCUUGCGGCAGCAAUGCCGUCUGUCAGGUGGUGCAGCACAAUGCCGUCUGCUCCUGUGCCGAUGGCUACGAGGGCGAGCCGCUCUUUGGCUGCCAGCUGAUUCCCCUGCUCCUGCCCACCGAGGCGCCCACAUCGCCAUGCGAACCGUCGCCCUGCGGCCCCCAUGCCGAGUGCCGCGAACGCAACGGAGCCGGCGCCUGCUACUGCCACGAGGGCUUCGAGGGCAAUCCCUACGAUGCCCAGCGCGGCUGCCGACGCGAAUGCGAGAUCAACGAUGAGUGCACGGCCGCCCAGGCGUGUGUCCGCUUCAAGUGUAUCGAUCCGUGCGACAAUAUGUGCGGAGAGUACGCUCUCUGUACGGUCGAUAACCACGUGCCCACAUGCAACUGUCCGGCCGGCUACAGCGGAGAUCCGUUCUUCAGCUGCAAGCCCGUGCCGGUUACCCCCCGGCCAGCACUCAACCCGUGCAAUCCCUCGCCCUGCGGCCCCAACAGCAACUGCCGCAGCAUCAACAACCAGGCCGUGUGCUCCUGCCAGUCGGGCUUCGUCAAUCAGCCGCCCAACUGCCGACCCGAGUGCAUAGUCAGUGCGGAGUGUGCCCCGGAACGGGCCUGUGUGAACAAGAAGUGCGUGGACCCUUGCCUGCACACCUGCGGCAUUCGGGCCAUCUGCAGCACCAAGAACCACAGCCCCAUCUGCACCUGCCCGCGCGGCAUGACCGGCGAUCCCUUCGUGCAGUGCACCAGAAUACCCAUAACACACGAUGUGACGACACCAGAGCCACCAGCGGCAUCCUGUGUGCCCUCGCCCUGCGGUCCCAAUGCCAAAUGCCAGAUUGUGGGCAAUAGUCCGGCCUGCUCCUGCCUGCCCAACUUUAUUGGCGCCCCACCGCGUUGCCGGCCGGAAUGUGUCCUCAACUCCGAGUGUGGGCCCACGGAGGCGUGCAUCAAUCAGAAGUGCGGCGAUCCGUGCUCUGGCUCCUGCGGCUUCGAGGCCAAGUGCCAUGUGCUGAAUCACCUGCCCAUUUGCAACUGCAUCGAGGGCUACGAGGGCGAUCCGUUUGUGCGCUGCACCGAGAAACCCGAGGGCAAGACCCCGCCGCCUGUCAUCAACGAUCCGUGCAACCCGAGUCCCUGUGGCCCGAACGCCGACUGCUUUGCCGGCGAGUGCCGCUGCCAGAACAACUAUCAAGGAAACGCCUACGAGGGCUGUCGACCCGAGUGCACCCUCUCGGCGGACUGCUCGCGGGACAAGGCGUGCAUGCGCAACAAGUGUGUGGAUCCCUGCCCCGGCAUCUGUGGCAACAAUGCCGUGUGCGAGGUGAUGAACCACAUACCAGUGUGCUCGUGCCUGCAGGGCUACGAGGGCGAUCCGUUUACCAAUUGCCGUGUGAAGCCCAUCGAAGAUACACCCAAGCCCCAGGCCUGUGCGCCGUCGCCAUGCGGAUCGAACAGCCAGUGCCGCGAUGUCAACGGACAUGCCGUCUGCUCCUGCCUGCAGGGAUACAUUGGGGCGCCGCCCCAAUGCCGUCCCGAGUGCGUUGUCUCCAGUGAAUGCUCUGCCCUGCAGGCGUGUGUCAACAAGAAGUGCGUGGAUCCCUGCGCCGCUGCUUGUGGUCUGGAGGCACGCUGCGAGGUCAUCAACCACAGCCCCAUCUGUGGCUGCCCGCCUGGCCGCACUGGAGAUCCCUUCAAGCAGUGCACAGAGAUCGCUGUGGCACCGCCGCCAGAUGUUAAGGAAGCGCCACGAGAUCCGUGUGUGCCCUCGCCCUGCGGACCCAACUCCAUAUGCAAGCCCGAUGAGCGCGGACCCGUGUGCCAGUGCCAGCCAGAGUUCUUUGGCUCGCCGCCCAACUGCCGGCCCGAGUGCAUCAUCAAUCCCGACUGUGCCUCGACGCAGGCCUGCAUCAACAACAAGUGCCGCGAUCCCUGCCCCGGCUCGUGUGGCACCAACGCUGAGUGCCGCGUCAUCGGACACACGGUCUCGUGCUCCUGCCCCGUGGGCUAUGCUGGCAACGCGUUUGUCCAGUGUGUGCCGCAACAGGAGGAGCCCAUCAAGCCGUGCCAGCCCUCGCCCUGCGGGGCCAAUGCCGAGUGCAUCGAACGGAACGGCGCUGCCGCCUGCAAGUGCAUCGACGAGUACCAGGGCAAUCCCUACGAGGGCUGCCGACCCGAGUGCGUGCUCAGCUCCGACUGUACCACGGACAAGGCGUGCAUACGGAACAAGUGCCAGGAUCCCUGCCCGGGCAUCUGUGGCCUGAACGCCCAGUGCUAUGCCGUGAAUCAUGUGCCCAAUUGUGUGUGCCUCGAUGGCCACACGGGCGAUCCGUUUGCCAACUGUCGCCGCGUGGAGCCGACAACGCCGCCGCCAGUCGCCGAUCCGUGCGUACCCUCGCCCUGUGGCGCCAACAGCAAGUGCCGCAUUGCCAACGGACUGGCCGUCUGCUCCUGCCUGGAGAACUUCAUUGGAGCUCCGCCGAACUGCAAGCCCGAGUGCACGGUGAAUGCCGAGUGCCAGCCGAACAAGGCGUGCCACAAGUUCCGCUGCGCCAAUCCCUGUGCCAAGACGUGCGGCAUCAAUGCCAAGUGCGAGGUGAUCAAUCACAAUCCCAUCUGCAGCUGCCCCUCGGAUCUGACGGGCGAUCCAUUCGCCCGCUGUUACCCGGCGCCAGCUAUUGCCGGACCCAAGGAUGCUCCUGUAUCGAAGACACCCUGCCAGCCCUCGCCCUGCGGCCUCUACUCGGAGUGUCGUGUGCGCGACGAGCAGGCCUCCUGCUCCUGUCUGCCCAACUACAUUGGGGCGCCGCCCAACUGCCGACCCGAGUGCAUUGUGAACACGGACUGCUCCUCGAACCGCGCCUGCAUUGCCGAGAAGUGUCGCGAUCCCUGCGACGGCUCCUGCGGCAUCAACUCCGAGUGCCGCAUCCAGAACCAUUUGGCCAUAUGCACCUGUCGCGGCGGAUUCACCGGCGAUCCGUUUGUCCAGUGUGUGGAGAUCAUUGAGACGAUCACGAGGCCACCACUGAACGAACCACAGGAUCCGUGCGACCUGCAGCCGUGUGGCGCCAAUGCGGAAUGCAACGGCGGCACCUGCACCUGCCUGCGAGACUACCAGGGCGAUCCCUACACCGGCUGUCGUCCGGAGUGUACGCUGAGCACCGACUGCGCCCCCGUCAAGGCCUGCCUGAACAAGAAGUGCGUGGAUCCCUGUCCGGGAGUGUGCGGCCAGAACUCGCAGUGCGAUGUCUCCAACCACAUACCGAUCUGCAGCUGCCUGCAGGGCUACACGGGCGAUCCGUUCGUGCACUGCCGCCUGGAGACGCCCGUGGCCAAGGACCCAUGCCAGCCGAAUCCCUGCGGUCCCAACAGCCUGUGUCAUGUGUCGGCCCAAGGGCCGGUGUGUGCCUGCCAGCAGGGCAUGCUGGGCUCUCCGCCCGCCUGCAAGCCGGAGUGCAUUGUCAGCUCCGAGUGCUCGCUGCAAACGGCCUGCGUGCAAAGGAAGUGCGUCGAUCCGUGCCCCGGCGCCUGCGGCCAGUUCGCACGCUGCCAGGUGAUCAACCACAAUCCAUCGUGCUCCUGCAAUUCAGGCUACACCGGAGAUCCGUUCACGCGCUGCUUCCAGGAAGAACGCAAGCCGCCAACACCCACUGAGCCAUGUCAACCAUCACCCUGCGGACCCAAUUCCGAGUGCAAGGUGCUCAAUGGCAAUGCAGCCUGCUCGUGCGCAGCCACCUUCAUUGGCACACCGCCCAGCUGCCGGCCCGAGUGCUCCAUCAAUCCGGAAUGUCCGCCGACCAAGGCUUGCAUACGCCAGAAGUGUGCCGAUCCCUGCGUGAAUGCCUGCGGCUUCAAUGCCCUCUGCAAUGUGGCGAAUCAUCAACCCAUCUGCACCUGCGAUGUGGGCCACACAGGAGAUCCGUUCACCGGCUGUCAAAAGGAACAAGAACGCAUUGUCAAUGAACAGGUGACGCCCUGCGAACCCAAUCCCUGCGGCUCGAAUGCCGUGUGCCGCGAGCGCAAUGGGAUCGGCUCCUGCCAGUGCCUGCCCGAUUACUUUGGCGAUCCCUACCAGUCCUGCCGCCCCGAAUGCAUCCGAAACUCAGACUGUCCCACGAACAAGGCCUGCCAGCAGCAGAAAUGUCGCGAUCCCUGCCCCGGCACCUGCGGCACCAAUGCUGACUGCAGCGUUACGAAUCAUCUGCCCACCUGUAUAUGCCGCAUCGGAUACAUAGGUGAUCCCUACCGCUACUGCCAUGUGGAGCCAGCGCAACCUAUCCGUCUGGCCGAACCAACUCAACCCUGUCGCCCCUCGCCGUGUGGCCCCAACUCUCAGUGUCGCGAACUCAACGGCCAGGCCGUCUGCUCCUGCCUCGAGCUGUACAUCGGUCUGCCGCCCAACUGCAGGCCCGAGUGCGUGCUCAGCAGCGAGUGUGCCACGGACAAGGCGUGCAUAAGUCAGCGCUGUCAGGAUCCCUGCCCCGGUACAUGCGGCAUCAAUGCCGAGUGCCGGGUGCGCAACCAUGGUCCACUGUGUCAGUGCCGUCAAGGCUUCACCGGUGAUUCCUUCACCCGUUGCUAUGCCCUGCCACCCCCACCGCCUGUGAUUCAGCGUGUGGACCGUGAUCCCUGCAUGCCAUCGCCCUGCGGCUUGAACAGCCAGUGUCGCAAUGUGCAGGGUGUGCCCUCCUGCUCCUGUCUGCCCGAAUUCCUGGGGGCGCCGCCCAACUGUCGACCCGAGUGCACCAUCAGUGCCGAGUGUGCCUCCAAUCUGGCGUGCAUCCGUGAGAAAUGUAUUGAUCCUUGUCCCGGGUCCUGUGGCUACGGUGCUGAGUGCAAUGUGGUGAAUCACACGCCCAUUUGCGUCUGCCCCGUGGGCUAUACCGGCGAUCCGUUCAGCAGUUGUCGUCUGUCACCACCCGAACCCAUUCAAAGUGAAUAUGUGGAUCCGUGCAACCCCUCGCCGUGUGGUCCCAAUGCGCAGUGCUCCAACGGUGUGUGCAGCUGUUUGGCCGAAUUCCAUGGCGAUCCCUACGCCGGCUGUCGUCCGGAAUGUGUCCUCAACUCGGACUGUGCCAGGGACAAGGCCUGUCUGCGCAGCAAGUGCCACAAUCCCUGCCCGGGAACGUGCGGCGAGAAUGCCAUUUGCGAUGUCAGAAAUCACAUUCCGAUGUGCCGCUGUCCGGAUGGCACCGCUGGCAGUGCCUUCAUACGCUGCUCACCCAUCCAGCAAACGACUGUGGAAACGAAUCCCUGCCGUCCCUCACCCUGCGGACCCAAUUCCCAGUGCCGCGAGAUCAACCAGCAGGCGGUUUGCUCCUGCCUGUCCAAUUAUAUCGGAGCCCCGCCAUCCUGCCGCCCCGAGUGCACCUCGAACGCUGAGUGCGCGCCCUCGCAGGCGUGUCUGAACCAGCGUUGCGGUGAUCCGUGCCCUGGCACCUGUGGCGUGGGUGCCCAGUGUGCUGUGGUCAGCCACAGCCCCUUCUGCACCUGUCCCGAACGCUUCACGGGCAAUCCCUUCAUCCGUUGCCAGCCACAAAUUGAACCCGUGCGUGAUCUUGUCCCAGUCGAACCCUGUCGCCCAUCGCCCUGCGGCCCCUACUCCCAGUGUCGCGCCGUCGGCCAAGAAGCCCCCGCCUGCUCCUGCCUGGAGACGUACAUUGGACGGCCACCGAACUGCCGGCCAGAGUGUGUAACGAGCUCGGACUGCAGCAGCCAGAUGGCGUGUGUCAACCAGAAGUGCGUCGAUCCCUGUCCCGGACGCUGUGGCCUCAAUGCCGAGUGUCGUGUGGUCAGCCAUGCGGUGCAGUGCAUCUGCCAGCAGGGCUACACCGGCGACCCCUUCGUGCAGUGCAGCCCCGAGGUCAUACGCGACAUUGAGAUACGCACGCCGUGCAGCCCCAGUCCCUGCGGACCGAAUGCCGUGUGCCGCGAUCGCCAGGGCGUUGGCUCCUGCCAGUGUCUGCCCGAAUACUUUGGCGAUCCCUAUGCCGGCUGUCGGCCGGAGUGCAUGCUCGACUCGGACUGUCCCUCGAGCAGGGCCUGCCAGCAGCUGAGAUGCCAGGAUCCCUGUCCCGGAACAUGCGGUCUGAAUGCCCAGUGCCAGGUGGUGAACCAUCUGCCGACCUGCAAUUGUCUCGCCGGAUAUGUGGGUGAUCCGUACCGCCAGUGCACGCGACUGCAAGAGCCACCACAAAACGAAUACGUGAAUCCCUGCCAGCCCUCGCCCUGCGGCCCCAACUCCCAGUGUCGUGUGGCCAACGAGCAGGCCGUUUGCUCGUGUCUGCCCCUGUUUGUGGGCACUCCGCCCGCCUGCCGACCCGAGUGCACCAUCUCCUCAGAGUGUCCCAGCCAUCAGGCGUGCGUUAACCAGAAGUGCGUGGAUCCCUGCAGCGGCGACACCUGCGGCAGCAACGCCGUGUGCCGAGUGCGCAACCACAGUCCCAUCUGCAGCUGCCUCAGCGGCUUCACUGGCGAUGCCUUCACGCGUUGCUUCCCCAUUCCACCGCCACCGCCCGAAAGGAUCGAAGAACCACUGCGAGAUCCCUGUCUGCCCACGCCCUGUGGCCCCAAUUCCGAGUGCCGCAACAUCAACGGAGUGCCCGCGUGCUCCUGUCUGGCGAGCUUCAUGGGCCAGGCGCCCAACUGCCGGCCCGAGUGCACCAUCAAUGCCGAGUGCCCCGCCAAUAGGGCGUGCAUCAAUCAGCGGUGUCGCGAUCCCUGUCCAGGGGCCUGCGGCCUGGACGCCGUCUGCAGCGUCAUCAAUCAUACGCCGCUCUGCGCCUGCAUCGAUGGGUACAUCGGCAAUCCGUUCACCAGAUGCAGCCCCAAGCCACCGGAGCCCACAUCCCCGCCACCGGUCAGCGACGAUCCGUGCAAUCCCUCGCCCUGCGGCUCGAAUGCCGUGUGCCGCAACGGCCAGUGCUCGUGUAUACCCGAAUACCAGGGCGAUCCCUAUGUCUCCUGCCGGCCCGAGUGCGUGCUGAACACGGACUGUGCCCGCGACCGGGCCUGUGUGCGCAACAAGUGCAUAGAUCCGUGUCCCGGCACCUGUGGCGUGAACGCCCUCUGCGAGGUGACCAACCACAUACCCAUCUGUCGCUGUCCCGACCGGAUGUCCGGCAACGCGUUCUUCGAGUGUCGUCCCGUGCCGACGGCGCCCAUCGUCCAGCAGAAUCCCUGCCAGCCAACGCCAUGCGGACCCAACAGCCAGUGCCGCGUGGUGCAGAACACGGCCGUCUGCUCCUGCCUGAGCGAUUACGUGGGCAGUCCGCCCCAAUGCCGGCCGGAGUGCGUCACCAACUCGGACUGUCCGGCGGAUCAGGCGUGCCAGAACAUGAAGUGCCGCGAUCCCUGUCCGGGCACCUGCGGCUUCAAUGCUUUGUGCAACGUGGUCAAUCACAGUCCCUUCUGCAGCUGCCCCACAGGCAUGUCCGGCAAUCCGUUCGUUGGCUGCCAGCAGCUGCCACAACGCGACGAUCGACCGCCACAGAAUCCCUGCCAGCCCUCGCCCUGUGGCCCCAACUCCGAGUGCCGCGUCUCCGGAGACUCCCCAUCCUGCUCCUGCCUGCCAGAGUUCGUCGGAGCUCCGCCCAACUGCCAGCCCGAGUGCAUCUCCAGCUCCGAGUGCCCCACCAACAGGGCGUGCAUCAACCAGAAAUGCGUCGAUCCCUGCCCCGGAUUGUGCGGACAGAAUGCCAACUGUCGCGUGUUCAGCCACACGGCCAUGUGCCUGUGCGAGAGCGGCUUCACCGGCGAUCCAUUCACCCAGUGUAGCCCGGUCCGAGACGCCCCCGUGGAGGUGCUGCAGCCCUGCAAUCCCAGUCCCUGUGGCGUCAAUGCCAGGUGCGAGGAGCGCGCUGGAGCCGGCUCCUGCACCUGUCUGCCGGAGUACUUUGGCAAUCCCUACGAUGGCUGCCGCCCCGAGUGUGUCCUGAAUUCCGACUGCCCCUCGAACCGUGCCUGCGUGAAUCAGAAGUGCCGCGAUCCCUGUCCCGGAGUCUGUGGCCAGAGCGCCGAGUGCCAGGUGGUCAAUCAUCUGGCCACUUGCAAUUGUCUGACUGGCUACACCGGAGACCCCUACACCCUGUGCCGCAUCGUCGAGAACGAACCACCCGUACCCAUCUACGUGAAUCCCUGCCAGCCCUCGCCCUGCGGCCCCAACUCGCGUUGCCGCGAGAUCAACGAGCAGGCCGUGUGCUCCUGUCUGCCCGAGUUCAUUGGCAGUGCCCCGGCCUGUCGUCCGGAGUGCACCAGCAGCUCGGAGUGUGCCGCCGACAAGGCGUGUGUGAAUCGCAAGUGCGUCGAUCCCUGUCCGAAUGUGUGCGGCCAGCAGGCCGAGUGUCGCGUUCGCAAUCACAAUCCCAUCUGCAGCUGCCUCAGCGGAUACACCGGAGAUCCGUUCACCCGCUGCUACCGUCAGCCGCCUCCACCCGAGGUGCCCGUUGAAAGAGAACCCCUUGAUCCGUGUGUGCCGUCGCCGUGUGGCGCCAAUUCGCAGUGUCGCGAUGUCUAUGGCACACCCUCGUGCUCCUGCCUGCCGCAGUUCUCGGGCACGCCGCCCAACUGCCGACCCGAGUGCUCCAUCAAUGCGGAGUGUCCUAGCCAUCAGGCGUGCAUCAAUCAGAAGUGCCGCGACCCCUGUCCCGGCUCCUGUGGCCUCAACACCCAGUGCAAUGUGAUCAAUCACACGCCCAUCUGCAGCUGUCUUCUGGGCUACAUUGGGGAUCCAUUCAGCGUUUGUAAUCCCGAGCCACCGCAGAAAAUUCAAGAUCCUCUGCCACCUCAAGAUCCCUGCUAUCCCUCGCCAUGUGGCUCCAAUAGCCGCUGCAACAAUGGCGUCUGCUCGUGUCUGCCCGAGUACCAUGGCGAUCCCUACACCGGCUGUCGGCCCGAAUGUGUCCUGCACACAGAAUGCGAUCGCAGCCGGGCCUGUGUCCGGCACAAGUGUGUGGAUCCCUGCCCCGGCAUAUGUGGCACGAAUGCGAUAUGCGAGGUCUUGAAUCACAUUCCCAAUUGCCGUUGUCCCGCCGAAAUGCAGGGCAACGCCUUCAUCCAGUGCAGCCCAGUGCCACAACUCGAUGUUGUGGAGAAUCCCUGCCAGCCCUCGCCCUGCGGACCCAAUGCCCAGUGCCGCGUGGCCAACCAGCAGGCCAUUUGCUCCUGCAUCGCACCCUUCAUUGGCAGUCCGCCCUUCUGCCGGCCGGAGUGCACCAGCAACGCGGAAUGCCCCUUGAACCUCGCCUGCUUGAACCAGAAGUGCGGCGAUCCCUGUCCGGGCGUCUGCGGCCGCAGUGCCCAGUGCCAUGUGACGAACCACAGUCCGUUCUGUCGCUGCCUGGACCGCCACACGGGCAAUCCCUUCGUCAGCUGCCAGCCGAUCAUUGAGCCGCCAGUGCCGCCGCCUCGCCAGCCAUGCCUGCCCUCACCCUGCGGCGCGUACGCCCAGUGUCGGGAGAUCAAUGAGACGCCGUCGUGCACCUGCCUGCCCGAGUACAUUGGAGCGCCGCCCAACUGUCGACCCGAGUGCGUGACCAGCUCCGAGUGCCCCACCCAGCAGGCGUGCAUCCAGCAGAAGUGCCGCGAUCCCUGUCCCGGUCUGUGCGGCCUCUUGGCCGAGUGCCGCGUGCUCUCGCACACCCCCAGCUGCGUCUGUCCCGAGGGCCUGGAGGGCGAUCCGUUCACCCAGUGCACGGAGAAGAGAAUCCAGCAGCUGGACCGAUUGGACCCAUGCAAUCCCAGUCCCUGUGGCGUCAAUGCGAGAUGCACUUCGCGCCAGGAUGCUGGCUCUUGCCAGUGUCUGCCGGAGUACUUUGGCAAUCCCUACGAGGGCUGCCGCCCCGAAUGUGUCCUCAGCUCGGACUGCCCCUCGAACAGAGCCUGCCAGCAGCAGAAGUGCGAGGAUCCCUGCCCGGGAACCUGCGGCCAGAACGCCAUCUGCAAUGUCCUCAACCACGUGCCCAGCUGCAGCUGCAUCACGGGCUACUCCGGCGACCCCUACCGCCAGUGCCUGCCCGAACGUCAACCCAUCAAGGAGUACCUGAACCCCUGCCAGCCCUCGCCCUGCGGCCCCAAUUCCCAGUGUCGCGAGUCCAACGAGCAGGCCGUGUGCUCCUGCCUGCCCGAAUAUGUGGGUGCACCGCCCGUCUGCCGGCCCGAGUGCACCAUCUCCUCAGAGUGCGCGAAGGACAAGGCCUGCGUGGCCCAGAAGUGCGUCGAUCCCUGUCCGAAUACCUGCGGCGAGCAGGCCACGUGUCGUGUGCUGAACCACAGUCCCAUUUGCACGUGUCGCGCCGGCUACACGGGCGACGCCUUCUAUCGCUGUGUACCCAAGCCCCCUGUGCCAGUGGCCCCGCCAGUGCAAAAGACACCUGUCGAUCCCUGUGUGCCCUCGCCCUGCGGCCCCUAUGCCGAGUGUCGGGCGAAUGGCGAGGCGCCUGCCUGCUCCUGUUCGUUUGGUUACUUGGGCGCUCCGCCCAACUGCCGUCCCGAGUGUCGCAUCAAUGCAGAGUGCCUCAGCCGUGAGGCCUGCAUCAACGAGAAGUGUCGCGAUCCCUGUCCCGGCUCCUGUGGCCUUGGCGCCACUUGCAACGUGAUCAAUCAUACGCCCAGCUGCACCUGUCCGCCGGGCUACACGGGCGAUCCAUUCACCAAUUGCCAGCCCCAACCACCGCCGCCACCACGUAAGCGUCUCCCUCCUGUCCCUCUGGAGGAUCCCUGCCAGCCCUCGCCCUGCGGUGCCAAUGCGCUGUGCAGCGCAGGCGUUUGCACGUGCAUCGCGGAGUAUCAUGGGGACCCGUACAGCGGCUGUCGCCCCGAGUGCAUCACCAGUUUGGACUGCGCCCGGGAUCGGGCCUGUGCGCGUCACAAGUGCUUCGAUCCCUGCCCGGGCACCUGUGCCCCCAAUGCCGUUUGCACGGUCCUCAAUCACGUGCCCAUGUGCACCUGCCCUGAGGGUUAUGCUGGCAAUGCGUUCGUCCAGUGCCAACCAGUGCCACCACCUGCCAUUGUCCAGCCGUGUCAACCCUCGCCCUGUGGCCCCAAUUCUCAGUGCCGUGAGGCGAACGGUCAGGCCGUAUGCUCCUGCGUGCCCGGAUACAUUGGAACGCCGCCGCUCUGUCGUCCGGAGUGCACCUCGAACGCGGAGUGUGUGUCCCUCGAGGCGUGUGUGAACCAGAAGUGCGUCGAUCCCUGUCCGGGUGCCUGCGGCAGGAGUGCCCAGUGCAGUGUCGUCAAUCACAAUCCCUUCUGCACCUGCCUGCCCCACUACACGGGCAAUCCGUUUGUGGGCUGCCAGCAGAUCAUCGAGCCGCCACAGCGAGAGGAAAUAGUUCCACGCGAUCCCUGCCGCCCGUCCCCGUGCGGACCCAAUGCCGAGUGUCGCGCCGUUGGGGACACGCCGUCGUGCUCCUGUCUGCCGCAAUUCGUGGGCACUCCGCCGUACUGCAAGCCGGAGUGCGUGACCAACUCCGAGUGUCCAUCGAAUCGGGCGUGCAUCAAUCAGCAGUGCCGCGAUCCCUGCCCCGGUCUGUGCGGUCUCAGUGCCAUUUGUCGCGUUGUCUCCCACACGGCCAUGUGCGUCUGCGAUGCGGGCCUCACCGGCGAUCCCUUCACCCAGUGCCAGCCGAUUGUGCGCGAUGUGGAGACCAUCAAUCCGUGCCAGCCCUCGCCCUGUGGCUCCAACGCCGAGUGCAUACAACGCAACGGCGCGGGCGCCUGCCAGUGUCUGCCGGAGUACUUUGGCAAUCCCUACGAGGGCUGUCGACCGGAGUGCGUGCUCAACUCGGACUGUGCCGCGAACAGAGCCUGCCAGCAGCAGAAGUGCCGCGAUCCCUGCCCCGGCAGCUGUGGCCAGAACGCCGAGUGCAAUGUCGUCAAUCACACGCCCCUCUGCAGCUGCUUCCCCGGAUUCAUAGGCGAUCCGUAUCGCUACUGCAGCCAGCCGCCAGAACCUAUUGUCCAUGACUACGUGAAUCCCUGCCAGCCCUCGCCCUGUGGCUCCAAUGCCAUUUGUCGCGUGGUCAACGAGCAGGCCGUCUGCUCCUGUGCCCCCGAGUUCGAAGGAGCCCCGCCCAACUGCCGUCCCCAGUGCACCUCCAGCUCUGAGUGUGCCGCCACCAAGGCGUGCAUCAGCUACAAGUGUGCCGAUCCCUGUCCUGGUGUGUGCGGCCAUCAAGCGAUCUGCGAGGUGCGCAACCACAGUCCCGUCUGCAGGUGUCCCCCAGCCCUGAUGGGCGACCCCUUUGUGCGCUGCCUGCCACGACCAGAGAUUGCUCCGCCACCCCUGAGAGAUGUGGCCCCCUACCGCGAUCCCUGUGUACCCUCGCCCUGUGGCCUGUACUCCGCCUGCCGCAACCAGCAGCAGCAGGCUGUCUGCUCCUGCCUGCCCCAAUACUUUGGCACGCCCCCGCACUGCCGACCCGAGUGCUCCAUCAAUGCGGAGUGCCCCAGCCAUUUGGCGUGCAUCCAGCAGCGGUGUCGCGAUCCCUGUCCCGGCGCCUGCGGCCAGCAGACCGAGUGUCGGGUGACCAAUCACGUGCCCAGCUGCCUGUGCCUGCAGGGCUAUGUGGGCGACGCCUUCCUGGCCUGCCACCCCGCUCCACCCCCGCCCACGUACGAUGAGCCGCGCGAUCCCUGCAAUCCCAGUCCCUGCGGCAGCAAUGCCAUUUGCUCGGGCGAGGGACAGUGCCACUGUGUGGCCGACUAUCUGGGCGAUCCCUAUGUCUCCUGCCGACCCGAAUGCGUGCUGAGUGCCGAGUGUCCUCGGCAUCUGGCCUGCAUCCGCCAAAAGUGCACGGACCCGUGUCCCGGCACAUGCGGCCUGAAUGCCAUCUGUGAAGUCCAGAGCCACACAGCCAUGUGCCAUUGUCCCCCCGGAAUGACGGGCAAUGCCUUCGCCCAGUGCAGUCCCAGUCCCGUACGCGAUGCAGUGCCGGUCUAUCGCAAUCCCUGCAGCCCCUCGCCCUGCGGCAGCUACGCCGAGUGUCGCGAGCGGAAUGGCCAGGCCAUCUGCAGCUGCCUGCCCAACUACUUUGGGGUGCCGCCCGCGUGCCGGCCCGAGUGCAGCAGCAACUACGACUGUGCCCCCCAUUUGGCGUGCCAGAACCAGCGCUGUGUCGAUCCCUGUCCGGGCGCCUGUGGCGCCAACGCCCAGUGCCGCGCCGUCAGCCACAGUCCCUUCUGCAGCUGCAGGCCUGGCUACACGGGCAAUCCCUUCGCGCAGUGUCACAUGAUCUUUGAGCCUUUGAGGGAUGUUGCGCCGCGAGAUCCCUGCCAGCCCUCGCCCUGCGGCCCCAACAGCGAGUGUCGCCCCGUGGGCGAGACGCCAUCCUGCUCCUGCCUGGCCAACUUCUUUGGCUCGCCGCCCAACUGCCGGCCCGAGUGCGUGUCCAACUCUGAGUGCAGCUCUGUGCAAGUCUGUGUGAACAAUCGCUGCCGCGAUCCCUGUCCCGGACUUUGUGGCACAUCCGCAGUCUGUCGCGUCAUCAGCCACAGCGCCAUGUGCCACUGCCAGGCGGGCUACAGCGGCGAUCCGUUCAUCCGCUGUGAUCCCAUUGUCGUGCGUGACCCCGUGGAGGUGCUGCAGCCUUGUAAUCCGAGUCCCUGUGGCGCCUUUGCCGAGUGCCGGCAGCAGAAUGGAGUCGGCUCCUGCACCUGUCUGCCCGAAUACUACGGCAAUCCCUACGAGUCCUGUCGCCCCGAGUGCGUCCUGGACUCUGACUGUGCCUCGAACCGUGCCUGCGUGAAUCAGAAGUGCCGCGAUCCCUGUCCCGGAGUGUGUGGCCACAACGCCGAGUGCUAUGUCCGCAAUCAUUUGCCCACCUGCAACUGCCUGAACGGCUACGUGGGCGAUCCCUACAGCUAUUGCAGCAUCGAGACCAAACCCCUUCGUGAGUAUGUGAAUCCCUGCCAGCCCUCGCCCUGUGGCCCCAACUCCCAGUGCCGUGAGUCCGGCGAGCAGGCCGUCUGCUCCUGUCUGCCCGAGUACGUGGGCAGUCCGCCUGGCUGUCGUCCCGAGUGCACGGUCUCCGCGGAGUGCAGCCUGGACAGGGCGUGUGUGCGCCACAAGUGCGUGGAUCCCUGUCCGGGUGCCUGUGGCAACAAUGCCGUUUGCCGUGGCAUGAACCAUGCCCCUCUCUGCUCCUGUCAGCCCGGCUACACGGGAGAUCCAUUCACCCGCUGCUAUCCAGUGCCUCCUCCUACCUCGCAUGUCCUGUACGACAUUGUCAGCGAUCCCUGCCAGCCGUCGCCCUGCGGCGCCAAUGCCCAGUGCAGACAGGCGCAGGGCCAGGCCAUCUGCAGCUGUUAUCCCAACUACUUUGGUCUGCCGCCCAACUGCCGACCCGAGUGCACCCAGAGUGCCGAGUGCCUGUCCAGCCAGGCGUGCAUCAAUCAACGCUGCGCGGAUCCCUGUCCCGGCUCCUGUGCCUACAACGCCCUCUGCACCACCCGCAACCAUGUGCCCAGCUGUCAGUGUCCCGCCCGCUAUGUGGGAGAUCCCUUCACCAGUUGCUACCCCGAACCACCACCACCACCAGCACCCACGCCCAUUGCCCUCGACGAUCCCUGCCAUCCCUCGCCCUGUGGGGCCAAUGCUCAGUGCUCGAACGGUCAGUGUUCGUGUAUUGGGGACUACCAGGGAGAUGCCUACCGCGGCUGCCGUCCGGAGUGUGUCCUGAAUGCGGACUGCUCGCGGGAUCGGGCCUGUGUGCGCCACAAGUGCGUCGAUCCCUGCCCGGGCACCUGUGCCCCCAAUGCCAUUUGCGAGACGAUCAAUCACAUUGCCAUGUGCCGCUGUCCCGAGCGGAUGACGGGCAAUGCCUUCAUUCAGUGCGAGGCCCCAACUGUGGCCCUUACGCCACCCGAUCCGUGUGCCCCGUCCCCGUGCGGCCCCAACAGCCGCUGCCGCGUGUUCAACAACAAUGCCGUCUGCUCCUGCAUCGAGGAUUAUGUGGGCACGCCGCCCAAUUGCCGGCCCGAGUGCAGCCACAACUCGGACUGUCUGCCGCGCCUGGCGUGCCAGCGGCAGCACUGCAGCGAUCCGUGUCCCGGAACCUGUGGCUUCAACGCCCUCUGUCACGUGGUCAAUCACGCGCCAAUCUGCAGCUGUCCGCCGCAACACAAUGGCAACCCAUUCACGGGCUGCUUCCCGGAGCCAGUGCGUCGCGAUGAGCAGCAACCCAGGAACCCCUGCCAGCCGUCUCCCUGCGGCCCCUAUGCCCAGUGCCGGGCUGUGGGCGAUCAGGCACAGUGCAGCUGCCUAGCCAGCUACAUUGGCACGCCGCCCAACUGCCGGCCCGAGUGCGUGGCCAAUUCGGAGUGCAGCUUCGACAGGGCGUGCCUCAGGCAGCGCUGCAGCGAUCCCUGUCCCGGCGUUUGUGGCUCCAAUGCCCAGUGCCAUGCGAUCAGCCAUGCCGCCAUGUGCCACUGCCUGCCCGGCUACACGGGCGAUCCAUUCAGCGCCUGCCACCAGCCGCCGAUCCUCCAACAGAUCGAAUAUGUCCAGCCCUGCUCGCCGAAUCCCUGCGGGGCCAAUGCCGUGUGUCGCCACGAGGGCAGUGCCGGCUCCUGCCAGUGCCUGCCCGAGUACUACGGCAAUCCGUACGAGGCCUGUCGACCCGAGUGUCUGGCCGACAGCGACUGUCCGGCGGAUAGGUCCUGCCAUCAGCUGAAGUGCCGCGAUCCCUGCCCCGGGGUCUGUGCCCUGAACGCCGCCUGUCGCGUCAUCAAUCACCUGCCCACCUGUCACUGUCUCAGCGGAUUCCUGGGCGAUCCCUACAGCUACUGUCGUCUGCCCGAGAAACCCAUUCUCAAGGAGUAUGUGAAUCCCUGCCAGCCCUCGCCCUGUGGCCCCAACUCGCAGUGUCGGGAGAGCAACGAGCAGGCCAUCUGCUCGUGCCAGCCGGAAUACGUGGGUGCGCCGCCCAACUGUCGUCCGGAGUGCGUCUCGAAUGGCGAGUGUCCGCGUGACAAGGCGUGCCUCAGCCAAAAGUGCGCCGAUCCCUGUCCCGGAGUGUGCGGCUCCAAUGCCGAGUGUCGUGUCUUCCAGCAUGCCCCCAUCUGUAGCUGUCGUUCCGGGCUGACGGGCGACGCCUUCACCCGUUGCCUGCCCCUGCCACCACCCAUUGCCCCGCUCUUGGAUGUCGAUCGCGAUCCCUGUGUGCCCUCGCCCUGCGGCCAGUAUGCGCAGUGUAGGGACAACCGAGGCAGUGCCACCUGCACCUGCCUGCCCUCGUACUACGGCACUCCGCCCAACUGUCGGCCCGAGUGCACCAUCGCCGCGGACUGUCCCUCCCAUUUGGCGUGUGCCAAUCAACACUGUCGCGAUCCCUGCCCGGGAGCCUGUGGCUUCAAUGCCCACUGCACGGUGAUCAACCAUAGUCCCACGUGUCAGUGUGCGCCCGGGCUGAUUGGAAACCCAUUCGCAUCCUGCCAUGCGCGGCCACGCGACCCCCCACCACCAGAACGUGACACCAGCGAUCCCUGCGCCUCGAUUUCGUGUGGCGCCAAUGCCGUCUGCCGCCUGGGAAGUUGCAGCUGUCUGCCCGAGUUCAUUGGCAAUCCCCUGAUUGGCUGCCGACCCGAGUGCAUCCUGAGCGCGGAAUGCGACUGGGACAAGGCGUGCGUGCGGAACAAGUGCGUCGAUCCCUGUCCCGGCACGUGCGGGUCCAGUGCCAUCUGUGAGGUUCACCGACACGUGGCCAUGUGCCACUGUCCCCCGGGAAUGACGGGCAAUGCCUUCUCGCAGUGUCGAGCUCUGCCGCCGGCACAGGAUCCGCCCAUCAUCGUCGAUCCCUGCCAGCCCUCGCCUUGCGGACCAAAUGCCCAGUGCCGCCGCAUCAAUGGCCAGGCCGUGUGCUCGUGCCUGCCACAGUUUGUGGGCACACCACCCUCCUGCCGUCCCGAGUGCGUCAGCAACGGGGAAUGUCCGCUGCACUUGGCGUGUCUGCAGCAGCGGUGUCGCGAUCCCUGUCCCGGAUCCUGCGGCCUCAAUGCCGACUGUCGCGUGAUCAACCACAGUCCCAACUGCCAGUGCAUCCCAUCGUUCACGGGCAAUCCGUUCGUGGCCUGCCACCGCCAAGUGCCGCCCCCUCUGCUGCUGGAUCCCUGCCAACCCUCGCCGUGUGGCGCCAAUGCCGAGUGUCGCGUCCAAGGAACCACCGCCCAGUGCAGCUGCCUGGCUGGAUUUGUGGGCACACCACCCGACUGCCGACCGGAAUGCGUCUCCAACUCCGACUGUCCCACGAAUCUGGCCUGCCGCAACCAAAAGUGCCGCGAUCCCUGCCCCGGAGUCUGUGGCCAGAACGCCGAGUGCUACGUGAUCAAUCACACGCCCAUGUGCACGUGUCUGGCUGGAUACAAUGGCAAUCCCUUUGCCGGCUGUCAGGUGCUGGUGCGCGAUGUACCAGAGACGCCGCUCAAUCCGUGUGUGCCCAGUCCGUGCGGCGCCAAUGCUCUGUGCAGCGAACGGAAUGGAGCAGGCGCAUGCCAGUGCCUGCCAGAGACCUAUGGCAAUCCCUACGAGGGCUGUCGUCCCGAGUGUGUCCUCAACACGGACUGCCCCAGCCAUUUGGCGUGUGUGAAUCAACACUGCCGCGAUCCGUGUCCCGGCAGCUGCGGCUCCAACGCCCUGUGCCAGGUGCGCCACCAUCUGCCGCAGUGCCAGUGCCUGGCGGGCUACCAGGGCAAUCCCUACACCCACUGCAGUCUCCAGCGCGAUCCCCUGCCCGAGCCCAUUGCCUCCCGUCCUUGCCAGCCCGCGCCCUGCGGACCCAAUGCCCAGUGCCGUGAGGCGAAUGGUCAAGCCAUUUGCAGCUGCCUGCCAGACUUUGUGGGCUCCCCGCCCGCGUGCAGGCCCGAGUGCACCAUCUCCAGCGAGUGCGACCUGAACAGGGCCUGUGUGCAGCACCACUGCGUGGAUCCCUGUCCCGGCAUCUGCGGCAGCAACGCCCAGUGCCGUGUCCUCAACCACAGUCCCCACUGCAGCUGUCUGCCCGGCUACACGGGCGAUGCCUUCAGUGGCUGUCAGAAGAUCCGAGCAGCCAUUAGCUAUGAUGCCCCGCCCAAGGACAGCUACCGCGACCCGUGUGCCCCCUCGCCGUGCGGCACCUUUGGCCAGUGCAGGGAUCAGGGCAACCAGCAGGCCCUGUGCUCCUGUCUGCCCGGAUACUUUGGCGUCCCGCCCCAGUGCCAGCCGGAGUGUGUGAUCAAUCCCGACUGCGCCUCGCACCUGGCCUGCAUUGGCGAGAAGUGCCGCGAUCCCUGUCCCGGCUCCUGUGGCCUGCUGGCCCACUGCAACGUCAUCAAUCACACGCCCAUCUGCAGCUGUCCGCCUGGCCAUCAGGGCAAUCCCUUUGUCAGCUGCCGACCCCAACCGCCGCCGUCUCCGGUUCCCGUGCUGCGCGACGCCUGCAACCCCUCGCCCUGCGGCCCCAAUGCCGUCUGCAGUGCCGGCGGGCAGUGCAGCUGUCUGGCGGAGUUCGACGGCAACCCCUAUGUGGGCUGUCGCCCGGAGUGUGUCCUGAAUACAGAGUGUGCCCGGGACAGGGCCUGCCAGCGCAGCAAGUGCGUGGAUCCCUGUCCGGGCGCCUGUGGUGUGGGCGCCGUUUGUGAGGUGCGCAACCACAUCCCCAUCUGUCGCUGUCCGGCCGGAACGAGCGGAAACGCCUUCACCCAGUGCACGACCAUCCAAUCUGCUCCCGCGGAGUCACUGAAUCCGUGCCAGCCCUCGCCCUGCGGAUCGAAUGCCCAGUGCCGCGUGGCCAACCAGCAGGCCGUCUGCUCCUGCCUGAGCGGAUACUUUGGGGUGCCGCCCGCGUGCCGACCCGAGUGCACCAUCAACUCGGACUGUGCCCCCCACCUGGCGUGCCUCAAUCAGCAGUGUCGCGAUCCCUGUCCCGGUGCCUGCGGUCAGUUUGCCAACUGCCAGGUCAUUCGCCAUGUGCCCCACUGCAGCUGUCCCGCCGGAUACACGGGCAAUGCCUUCGCCCUGUGCCAGCGCACGCCACCGGCGAUUGUGCAGCGGGAACCCCUGCUGCCCUGCCAGCCAUCCCCGUGCGGAUCGAAUGCCCAGUGCACGGAACAAGGCGAUCAAGCCGUCUGCAAGUGCCUCGAGGGCCACAUAGGAUCGCCGCCCAACUGUCGACCCGAGUGCAUAACAUCGUCCGAGUGCCCCAACCAAUUGGCGUGCAUCCGGCGGAAGUGCCGCGAUCCGUGUCCCGGCUUGUGCGGACAGGCAGCCCGCUGCCAGGUGGUGAGCCAUGUGCCCGCGUGCCUCUGCAUUGGCGACUACAUCGGAGACCCGUACACGGCCUGCCGGCCACGACCACCGAUCGAACGCGAUCAGAUCAAUCCGUGUGCGCAGAGUCCGUGCGGCAGCAAUGCCAUCUGCAGACAGCAGAGCGGAGCUGCGGCCUGCCAGUGCCUGCCGGAGACCUAUGGCAAUCCGUACGAGGGCUGCCGACCCGAGUGUGUGCUCAACUCGGACUGUGCGGGCCACUUGGCCUGCUUGAAUCAACAUUGUCGCGAUCCCUGUCCCGGCAGCUGUGCCCCCAAUGCCCAGUGCCAGGUCGUGAGUCACAUACCCAGCUGUAGCUGCUAUCCCGGCUACAGAGGGGAUCCCUAUACCCAUUGCCAGGCGGUGCCUGUCCAGGCGGAACCCGUCGAUCCCUGCCGCCCCUCGCCGUGUGGCCCCAACUCUGAGUGUAGCGUAGCCCAGGGACAGGCUGUCUGUCGCUGCCUGCCCGAAUACUACGGCACUCCGCCCGCCUGUCGACCCGAAUGCACCACCAAUCCCGAGUGUCCGCAGGACAGGGCCUGCGUGGCCAGACACUGCGCCGAUCCGUGUCCGGGUGCCUGUGGCCAGAAUGCCAUUUGUCAGGCGCACCAACACCGAGCCCUCUGCUCCUGUCCGCCCGGCUACACCGGCGACGCCUUCAUGCGAUGCCUCCCGUUGCCCCCGCCGCCCCAGCCACCCAUUCGACAGCAGUCGUCCCCUGCUCCCGUAGAUCCCUGCGUGCCCUCGCCCUGCGGACAGUAUGCCCAGUGUCGCGAGCAGUACGGACAAGGUGUGUGCACCUGUCUGGACUCCUACUACGGCACCCCGCCCCACUGCCGCCCCGAGUGCACCCUCAACUCGGACUGUCCCAGCCAUCGGGCGUGCAUCAACCAGAAGUGUCGGGAUCCCUGUCCCGGCGCCUGCGGCCUGUACGCCCAGUGUGCGGUCCUCAACCAUGUCCCCAGCUGCUCCUGUCCGCAAGGAUACCUCGGAGAUCCCUUCUACCGCUGCUAUCCAGCGCCAACCCCAUCGCCAGUGGCUCCCAUUGUGGCCGAAGACGAUCCCUGCCACCCCUCGCCCUGCGGCCCCAAUGCUCAGUGCUCGAACGGCGUCUGCAGCUGUCUGCCACUCUACCAGGGCGAUCCCUACGCGGGCUGUCGUCCCGAGUGCGUGCUGAGCACAGAGUGCCCCUGGGACAAGGCCUGCAUACGCAAUCGCUGCCUCGAUCCGUGUCCGGGAACUUGUGGCUCCGGCGCCUACUGCCGCGUCCACAGCCAUGUGGCCCUGUGUCACUGUCCGGAUGGCCAGCAGGGAAAUCCGUUCGUGCUGUGCCAGCCCGUCCAGCGGCAGGAUGCAGCGCCCACUCAGCUGCAUCCCUGCCAGCCAUCGCCCUGCGGCGCCCAUGGACAGUGUCGCGAGAUUGGCUCUCGGGCGGAAUGCACCUGCCUGCCCGGCUACUACGGCAGUCCGCCCGUCUGUCGCCCGGAGUGCGUCAGCGACCCGGAGUGUCCCCCCAGCCUGUCGUGCGUGAAUCAAAGGUGCCGCGACCCUUGUCCCGGCGCCUGUGGCUACCUCGCCCAAUGUCACGUGAUCAGCCACAGUCCGCAGUGUGUUUGCCCGUCGGGCUACACGGGCAGUCCGUACUCCCAGUGCCAGCUGAUCCGUAGAGCUCCCGUGCAGCGGGAGCCCAUCGAUCCCUGCCAGCCCUCGCCCUGCGGCCCCCACUCGCAGUGCAGCAACGAGGACGGCCUCAACGCCAUCUGCCGCUGCCUGCCCGAGUAUGUGGGCGUGCCGCCGUACUGCCGGCCGGAGUGCAUUGCCAACAGCGAGUGUCCCGGCGACAGGGCGUGCAUCAACUGGAAGUGCCAGGAUCCCUGUCCCGGCCUCUGCGGCUACAACGCCAUCUGCCGGACGUACAAUCACCAGCCGAACUGUGUCUGUGCCCCGGGCCUGGUGGGCAAUCCGUUCAGCUCGUGUCUGCCACCAGCACCUCGGCCCUCCUACGCGUCCCCGUCCCCCCCCGUGAUACCCACAACGGCCAUUGAGGUACUGCAACACGAUCAGCCCCUGCGCAAUCCGUGCGAGCCGAAUCCCUGCGGGGCCAAUGCUCGAUGCAGUCAGCAGAGGGGCGCUGCCUCCUGCGUCUGCUUGCUGGACUACUACGGCAAUCCGUACGACGCCUGCCGGCCCGAGUGCAUCCUCAAUUCCGACUGUCCCUCGGACAGGGCGUGCGUGCAGCAAAAGUGUCGCGACCCGUGCCCGGGCACCUGCGGCCUCAACGCCCAGUGCCACGUGCUGGAUCACUUGCCCCAUUGCCAGUGCCUCAGCGGCUACACGGGCAACCCGCUGGCCUACUGUGCCCCGCAGCCCCUUGUCCAGGAAUCACCCCUGACCCCGUGUGAUCCCUCGCCCUGUGGACCCAAUGCCCGGUGUCAGCCGUCGAACGACCAAGCCGUCUGCUCCUGUCUGCCCGACUUCCAUGGCACCCCGCCCCAAUGUCGACCCGAGUGCACUUUGAACUCAGAGUGUGCCCUCGACAGGGCGUGCGUCCAUCGCAAGUGCAUCGAUCCCUGUCCCGGAACCUGCGGCUUAAAUGCCGACUGUCGGGUGCACUACCACAGUCCCAUCUGCUACUGCAUCGCCGCGCACACCGGUGAUCCGUUCAGCCGCUGCUACGAGCUACCCACCAGACCGCCGACAGCCGAACGACCCCAACAGAUAUACGACACUCCAUCGCCACCCUAUCCGGUGGCUAUACCCGGAUUGGUGUACAUCCAGCAACAGCAGCCGGGAAUCGUCAACAUUCCCAACCAACCGCCGAGGCCACAGUCCCCUCCACAACAGCCAGGAGUCGUAAACAUCCCAACGUAUCCCUCACCCCAAACACCGAUCCAACAACAGCCUGCAGUUGUAAAUAUACCUGCAGGGGCUCGGCCAGUGUAUCCCACACCUCAGCCGCCGUUCUACGAUGUGAAUUAUCCAUCUCCAACUCCACAACAACCUGGAGGAAUAGUGAAUAUACCCUCGGUGCCACAGCCUGUGCCUGCUGUUCCCCAACGUCCAGUCUUUAUACCAUCUGCACCACAGCCUGGAGUAGUGAAUAUUCCCUCCGUGCCACAGCCAGGGUAUCCAUCACCCCAGCCACCAGUUUACGAUGUGAAUUACCCAACGCCUCAGACGCCGAUUCAGCAGGCACCAGGAAUUGUGAAUAUUCCUUCAGUGGCGCAGCCUGCACCACCCCAGCCGGGAGUGAUUAACAUUCCGUCGGUGCCACAGCCACAGCCAGGCUAUCCAGGAGUCGUAAACAUCCCUUCGGUGCCACAGCCUGUGUACCCAUCACCCCAGCCACCGAUCUACGAUGUUAGUUAUCCAACGACUCCUCAACGUCAACCUGCACCCGGAAUAGUGAACAUUCCUUCCGUGCCACAACCGACACCUGCACCACAGCCGGGAGUGAUUAAUAUUCCCUCCGUGCCGCAACCGAUCCCGCCUUCUCAUCAACCUCCCGUCUAUGUGGAAACACCCAUGAACCCUGUGCCACCUGCACCGCCACAUCCGGGAGUGAUUAAUAUUCCCUCUGUGCCGCAGCCUGUGCACCCUCCCCCCAUCCAUGAUGUCACAUAUUCCACGCCUCAGACACCGAUCUCUGAGAGGCCUGUUGGUGUAGUAAAUAUACCUUCAGUGCCGCAGCCAGUGCAUCCCACACCUCCGGCGCCAGUGUACGAUGUCAACUAUCCCACGCCACACACUCCAGUGCCCCAGAGGCCUGGCAUAGUGAACAUCCCAUCUGUGCCGCAGCCAGCGCCACCCGUGUCGCAGCGUCCAGUAUUUAUACCCUCGCCAGCGAACCCUGUGUCACCUGCACCACAGCCGGGAGUGAUCAAUGUUCCCUCUGCGCCGCCACAACCAGUGUAUGCCACGCCUCAGCCGCCGAUUGUGCAGCGUCCUGCCAUAUACGACGUGUACUAUCCACCGCCUCCGUCGGUACCAGGUGUCAUCAAUAUUCCCUCACCCCCACGGCCAGUGUACCCGGUGCCCCAGCAGCCCAUCUAUGUGCCAGCACCAGCACCAGCUCCUAUUCCCCGACCACAACCACAGCCGGGCGUAGUAAACAUCCCUUCAGUGCCACAGCCCACGUACCCAACACAGAAUCCACCCAUCCAGGACGUCAGUUAUCCAAUACGUCAACCAAAUCCUGUACCGGGAGUUAUAAACGUGCCCUCUGUGCCACAACCAACUCCCGUGGCACAUCCUGCGCCUGGAGUGAUCAAUAUUCCCUCACAACCGUCGCCACCGAGCUAUGUACCAACUCCCGGAGUGGUUAACAUUCCUUCAGUACCACAGCCCACGUAUCCGUAUCAGAAUCCACCCAUCCACGAUGUUAGCUACCCGACACCACAGCCAAAUCCUCCUCCUGCACCAGGAGUUGUGAAUAUUCCAUCUGUGCCGCAGCCAGUGCCUUCGCCGAUCCCUGGUGUGAUCAAUAUUCCCUCGCAACCAUCACCACCGACAGCUGUAGAAAGGCCUGGAGCUAUCAACAUUCCUUCAGUGCCACAGCCCACGUAUCCCACACAGAAUCCACCUAUCCAGGACGUCACUUACCCUGUACCAACUCCUGUGCCUGGUGUGAUCAAUAUACCAUCACAACCGUCGCCACCGAUUUAUGUACCAACUCCCGGAGUGGUAAACAUUCCUUCGGUGCCACAACCUACUCCCGCGGCACCUCAACAGCCUGUGUACGAUGUGAACUACGAGAUUCAGAGACCGCAACCACAGCCCACACCUGGAAUUAUCAACAUACCAGCCGUGGCACAACCAGCAACCACUCGUCGGCCCAACUAUGAUGUGGCGAGACCCGUGUUCGAGUUCAAUCCCUGCUAUCCAUCGCCCUGCGGACCGUACUCGCAGUGCCACAAUCGCUUUGGAGCGGCCGCCUGCGUGUGUCUGCCCAACUACAGUGGAACCCCUCCCAACUGCCGGCCGGAAUGUGUCGUCCAAUCGGACUGCCCCUCGGCGCUGGCGUGCAUCAGUGAGAAGUGUCGCGAUCCCUGCCCGGGAUCCUGUGGCUAUGAGGCAGUGUGUCGAGUGCACGAACAUGUGCCUCAUUGCUUCUGUCGCUCCGGCUACACAGGAGAUCCAUUCGUGUCCUGCCAACCCACGCCGAUACAGCAUGAAGAGCCCAUAGUCCAGAAGGAUCCCUGUUAUCCCUCAAUAUGCGGAGCCAAUGCGGUGUGUCAUGAUGGAAAAUGCAGCUGCCUGCCGGAGUAUCGGGGCGAUCCCUACUUUGGCUGUCGUCCAGAGUGUGUCCUGAACACGGAGUGUGCGCGGGACAAGGCCUGCGUCAAUCAGAAGUGCCAGGAUCCAUGCCCAGGAACCUGUGGACUGAACGCCCUCUGCCAUGUCUACAACCACUUGGCGACCUGCUCGUGCCCGGAGCGAAUGCGGGGCGAUGCCUUUGUGCGCUGCGAUCCCAUACCAGCCCCAAUAGAGCCACCUCCAACGACAUUGCCCGCUGUGAUACCACAGCGCGAACCAAUCGAUCCCUGCCGACCUUCGCCAUGCGGACCCAACGCCAACUGCCGGGCCUAUCACGAGCAGGCGAUAUGCUACUGUCUCCCGGGAUACGUGGGCACUCCACCCGCCUGUCGUCCCGAGUGCACCUCGAACUCCGACUGUGCUCUGGACAAAUACUGCCUGAAUCUCAAGUGUCGCGAUCCCUGCCCGGGGGCAUGCGGCCUGCGGGCCAUCUGCCACGUGCAGAGCCACAGUCCCCGCUGCCUGUGUCCGCCCCAUCUCACGGGUAACCCCUUGCUAUCGUGUCAGCCCAUAGUUUUGCCACCACCUCCCCGCGACGAAGUAAACCCAUGCCUGCCCUCGCCCUGUGGCCCCCACUCUGAAUGUCGGGCGACGCCAGACGGCUCUGCCCGCUGCUCGUGUCUGCCACAGUACGCCAGGGGCACCCCACCCCACUGUCGGCCCGAGUGUGUGAGCAGCGCUGACUGCCCCGCCGACAAGGCGUGCCGCAAUUACAAGUGCAUCGAUCCCUGCCCCGGCAGCUGCGGCCAACUGGCUCUCUGUCGUGUGGUGGCCCACAGUCCCAUCUGCCACUGCCCCGAGGGCUAUGUGGGCGAUGCCUACAGCAUUUGUGCACGUCCCGAGCCGCCCGUGAGGGAUGUGGCUGUGGCUGUGCCUUGCCAGCCCAGUCCCUGUGGCAUCAAUGCCAUUUGUCGGCCCCACCAUGACCUGAGCGUGUGCCAGUGCCUGCCCGACUAUUACGGCAAUCCGUAUGAGAUCUGUCGGCCCGAGUGUACAGUGAACUCGGAUUGCAGCAGCGACCGGGCUUGCCUCGGCGAGAAGUGUCGCGAUCCCUGUCCCGGUGCCUGCGGCCCCAAUGCCCGUUGUGUGGCCAUAAAUCACAGCCCCGUCUGCGAGUGCCAUGGGGGUUAUAUUGGCAAUCCCUAUCUCGCAUGUCGUCGGCUGCAGCACGAACCCACGCCACCGGAAUACGUGAAUCCCUGCCAGCCAUCGCCGUGCGGUGCCAAUGCCCAGUGUCGCGAGUCCCAGGGCCAGGCCAUAUGCUCCUGCCUGCCCGAGUUUGUGGGCACGCCGCCCGCCUGCCGUCCCGAGUGUGUGAUCAGUGCCGAGUGCGCCGCGGACAAGGCGUGCAUCAAUCAGAAGUGCCAGGAUCCCUGUCCCGGCGCCUGUGGCCUGAGUGCCCAGUGCCAUGUGCGGAAUCACAGUCCGCUAUGCUCGUGUCUGCCCGGAUUCACGGGCGAUGCGUUGACCCGCUGUCUGCCCAAUCCCCCACCGCCAAAGCCAGCCAAGUCGGAGGACCCGCCACGCGAUCCCUGCUAUCCCUCGCCCUGCGGUCCCUACGCCCAGUGUCGGGCGGUGAACGGAGGAGCCAGCUGCAGCUGCCUGCCCAACUAUGUGGGCACUGCGCCCAACUGCCGGCCCGAGUGCACCAUCAAUGCGGAGUGCCCCAGCAACCAGGCGUGCAUCAACGAGAAGUGCCGCGAUCCCUGUCCCGGCUCCUGUGGCUUUGCCGCCCUCUGCAACGUGAUCAAUCAUACGCCCAGCUGCUCGUGUCCCAGCGGCUAUACCGGAGAUCCAUUCACCAGCUGCCGGAUUGUGCCGCCCACCCCACCGCCGACGACUCCGAUCUCCGAUCCCUGCCAGCCGUCUCCGUGCGGCGCCAAUGCCCAGUGCCGCGAUGGCCAGUGCUCGUGUCUGCCCGAAUAUCAGGGUGAUGCGUACACCGGCUGCCGGCCCGAGUGCGUCCUCAACUCAGACUGCCCGAGGAACCGGGCCUGUGUGCGGCAGAAGUGCGUGGAUCCCUGCCCCGGAAACUGUGCGCCGAACGCCCUCUGCGAUGCCGUCAACCACAUUGCGAUGUGCCACUGUCCCGAGCGGAUGACGGGCAAUGCCUUUGUCUCCUGCUCCCCGCUGCGCGACGAGCCCCCAGCGCGCCCGGCCAAUCCCUGCCAGCCAUCGCCAUGCGGAGCCAACGCCCAGUGCCUGGAGCGAAACGACGUGGCCAUCUGCUCCUGUCUGGCGGGCUACUUCGGUCAGCCGCCCAACUGCCGACCGGAGUGCUACGCCAGCUCCGACUGCGCCCAGGUGCACGCCUGCAUCAACCAGAAGUGUGUGGAUCCCUGUCCCGGCCAGUGCGGCCUCAAUGCCGUAUGCCAGGCGGUGCAGCACAGGGCCCACUGCGAGUGCACUGCCGGCUACACCGGCAAUGCCUACUCCCAGUGUCGUCUGCUGGUUGUGCAUAGACCCGUGUCCAAUGCUGUGCGCGAUCCGUGCUACCCAUCGCCCUGCGGCCCCAACUCCCAGUGCAGCAAUGAGAAGGGUCAGGCGCAGUGCCGCUGCCUGCCAGAGUUCCAGGGCACGCCCCCCAACUGCCGACCCGAGUGUGUCAGCAACGACGAGUGCCCCACCAGUCUGGCGUGCAUCAAUCAGCGGUGCAGCGAUCCCUGUCCCGGCAGCUGUGGCCAGAACGCCCUGUGCGUGGUCCGGCUGCACACACCCAACUGUCAGUGCCCCAGCGGCAUGACCGGGGAUCCCUUCCGCCUGUGCCAAAAGCCACCACUGCAAGAGCCGCCAGCAGCAGCCACCCCGAAGAACCCCUGCUAUCCAUCGCCCUGCGGCACCAAUGCCAACUGCCGCGUGACCGGCCAGAGCUUUGUGUGCGAGUGCAGCCAGCCGGAGUACAUUGGCAAUCCCUACGAGGGCUGCCGCCCCGAGUGCGUGGGCAACUCCGAGUGCCCGGCGAACCGGGCCUGUGUGCGCAACAAGUGCGUGGAUCCCUGUCCGGGCGUCUGCGGCCUCGAGGCGAGGUGCAACAUGAACAACCACAUACCGAUCUGCUCCUGUCCGACGGGCUACACGGGCAACGCCUUUGUGCAGUGCACGCGCCUGCUGGCGCCGCCGCCCGUCUCCGAUCCGUGCUACCCCUCGCCGUGCGGACCCAAUUCCGUGUGUCGCGUGCAGAGCGAGAAGGCCGUGUGCGAGUGCCUGCCAGGAUUCUUUGGCAAUCCGCUGGCCCAGGGCUGUCGCCCGGAGUGCACCCUGAGCUCGGACUGUGCCAAGGACAGGGCCUGCAUCAAUGCCAAGUGCGUGGAUGCCUGUGUGGGCGAGUGCGGCUACGGAGCCGUGUGCCAGACCAUCAACCACAGUCCCGUCUGCAGCUGCCCCGCCAACAUGGUGGGCAAUCCGUUCGUCCAGUGCGAGGCACCGCGCCAGGCGGAGCCAGUGGAUCCCUGCAACCCGUCACCCUGCCGCAGCAACGGCAUCUGCCGCGUCCACAACGGCGCUGCCACCUGCAGCUAUCCCGAGUGCGUGAUCAACGAGGACUGCUCCCGCGAUCGCGCGUGCGUCAGCCAGAAGUGCCGCGAUCCCUGUCUGCAGGCCUGCGGCCUCAACGCCAUCUGCCGCGCCAUCAACCACAAGGCUGUCUGCAGCUGUCCGCCCGACUUCUACGGCUCGCCGUACGCCCAGUGCCUGCGGCAGAUACCGCCGCAGCUGGAGCAGCCCAAGCAGCCGCAGCCGGAGUGUGUCAGCGAUGCGGAGUGCACCAACGACAAGGCCUGCAUCAACCAGGCCUGCCGCAAUCCCUGCGAGCAGUCGAAUCUGUGCGCCCCACAGGCCCGCUGCCACGUCCAGCUGCACCGGCCGCUGUGCGUCUGCAACGAGGGCUACACGGGCAAUGCCCUGCAGCACUGCUACCUGCUCGGCUGUCGCUCCGACACCGAAUGCGCCCCCACCGAGGCCUGCAUCAACGAGAAGUGCGUGGAUCCGUGCGGCUUCACCCAGUGCGGCACAGGAGCCACCUGUCGCGCCGACUUCAACCAUCGCGCGCGCUGCCACUGUCCGGAUGGAUACCGCGGCAAUCCGCUGGUGCGCUGCGAGCGGCCCGAGUGCCGCAGCGACGACGAGUGCUCCUUCCAUUUGGCCUGCCGCAACGAGAGAUGCGAGGAUCCGUGCAGCUGCGGCAUCGCUGCCCAGUGCCGUGUGGACAACCAUCGCGCCCAGUGCCGCUGCCCGGCGGGCUUCAGUGGCAAUCCCGCCGUACGCUGUGACCUGGUGCCCGUGCAGCCCGAGGGCUGCACCAUGGACGCCGAGUGUCCCAGCCGGCUGGCCUGCUUCUCCGGCCAAUGCCAGAACCCUUGCGCCGUCACCCAUCCGUGCGGGGCCAACGCCAUCUGCGAUGUGGUCGACACACUGCCCCUGCGCACCAUGACGUGCCGCUGUGAGCCCGGCUAUGUGGGUGAUGCUGACAUUGGAUGUCGCAAAGAACCCGCUCAAGAUCUGGGCUGCACAUCGCACGAUCAGUGCCAGGACACGGAAGCCUGUCGCGCUGGCAACUGUGUCAAUCCCUGCCUGGAUGGCUCACCGUGCGCCCGCACAGCCCAGUGCCUGGCCCAGCAGCAUCGCGCCAUUUGCAGCUGCCCGCAAGGCACCCAAGGCGAUCCCUUUACCAACUGCUACCAGCCACCACAAAUCACAGCUGGCUGCGCACACGACUCGGAGUGCACACCGACGACGGCGUGCAUCAAUAAGCGUUGCCAGGACCCGUGUGCCGAGGCCAAUCCCUGUGCCGGCAAUGCCGAAUGUCGUGUGCAAAACUCACGUCCCAUAUGCUACUGUCCCGCUGGCUGGGGCGGUGAUCCGCAAGUCCAAUGCUACAAACCUGAAUGCAAAAUAAAUGCGGAUUGUCCCUACGACAAGGCUUGUCUGAACGAGAACUGCGUGAAUCCGUGCACCCAUGGACAGGUGCGUUGCGGCAGUGGAGCCGAGUGCUUGCCGCAGAAUCACCAGGCUGUCUGCAGCUGUCCGGCCGGCACUCAGGGCAGUCCCUUCGUGGCCUGCAUAACCGGCCACUGCCAGUACAACGAAGACUGUGCCGAUCACGAGGCCUGCGAUCGCCUCAACCGCGUUUGCCGGCCCGUCUGCGAGCAGGAGACCUGCGCCUUGAACGCCAUCUGUGUGGGACGACGCCAUCAGCCGCAGUGCGAGUGCCGUGCGGGCUACCAGGGCAAUCCGUUUGUCCAGUGCGAUAUGCCGCAGCGCACCCCACAGUCGCCGGAGUGCACCCAGGAUGCCGAGUGUCCCUCGAAGCUGGCGUGCAUCAACGAACGCUGUGCCGAUCCGUGCGCCACUCCGCAUGUGUGCAGCCCCCAGCAGACGUGUGCCGUGCUCGAUACCCUGCCGUUGCGCACCAUGAUCUGCAAGUGUCCCAGCGACACGGUCACCGAUAGCUCCGGCAACUGUGUGGCCAUCAGGCGACCCAUUGCCCCGCCCAGCGGUGGCUGCCAGCACAGCUCCGAGUGCGCCAAUCCCGAGGUCUGUUCGAACGGCAACUGCCUGGACGCCUGCCGCCUCGAGAAGUGCGGCGUCAAUGCGCAGUGCACCUCGCGGGAUCACUACGCCCAGUGCAGCUGUCCAGCUGGCUACCAGGGCAAUCCCCGCAUCGAGUGCUACUCCACGGAGAUCGGACUGCCCAAGAGUCCAGAGCCGGGCUGCACGCGUGACGACGACUGCCCCAGGGACAAGACAUGCCGCAACGAACUGUGUGUGAGUCCCUGUGCUGCGGAUGCGUGCGGCAUCGGUGCCUACUGCCAUGUGCAGCAGCGGAAGGCCAUCUGCCGCUGUCCGCCCGGCUACACGGGCGAUCCCAAGGAACGCUGUCUGCCACCUUCCGAUGUGAUAACCGUGGGCUGCAAGUCCAGCAGCGAUUGUCCCGUGACGGAGACCUGCAUCAAUGCCCAGUGCAUCAGUCCGUGCAACUGCGGACCGAAUGCCGAGUGCAGCGUGAAGAACCAUCAUCCCAUCUGCUACUGCAAGCCAGGAUUCUCCGGGAAUGCCCAGUUCGGCUGUGCGGCCAUCGGCUGCCAGUCGGAUGACGAGUGCAGCGGCGACAAGCAGUGCUUGAAUCGCGAGUGCAUCAGCCCCUGCCUGGUGGUCGAUCCCUGCGCCUUGAAUGCCGAAUGCUACGGACGCAAUCAUCGCGCCAACUGUCGCUGUCCCGCCGGCCUCGAGGGAGAUCCGUUCGUGCGCUGCCUGCGCCUCGAAUGCCACUCGGACUACGACUGUGCCUCGAACCUGGCCUGUCUGACCAACCAGUGUGUGGAUCCGUGCGGCCAGCAGAAUCCCUGCGCCCAGAACGCCAUCUGCCAGGCGCUGCAGCAUCGCGCCGUCUGCCGCUGUCCGGAGCAAAUGCCUCUGGGCAAUCCGUACGCCUACUGCGAGCGCCGACCCGUCGAGCCCGUGUGCCGCGAUGACGGCGACUGCCCCAGCGGCCUGGCCUGCAUCGAUGCCAAGUGCCAGAACCCGUGCACCGAACUCUCGCCCUGCGCCCGCACCGCCCAGUGCAGUGUCCUCGACAGUGUGCCAGUGCGAACCAUGGUCUGCGAGUGUCCCGAGUCCCAGGUGCCGGACGCCAGUGGCGAGUGCCGCCAACUGGUGCUGGCCAGUCCGCCGGGCUGUGAGAGCGACCAGGACUGCCCCGACCAGGAGGCGUGCAUCCAUCGCCAGUGCCGCAAUCCCUGCAACUGUGGCACCAAUGCCAUCUGCCAGGUGACCCAACAUCGCGCCGUUUGCAGCUGCCAGGAUGGCUUCGAGGGCAAUCCCUACGCCGCCUGCCGCUCGAUCGGCUGCCGCGUGGACGGGGAAUGCGAUUCGGGCAAGGCCUGCAUCAACGGCGACUGCAUCAAUCCCUGCCUGAUCAACGAUCCCUGCGGCCCCAAUGCCGAGUGCUUCGUGCAGUCGAACCACGCCCAGUGCCGCUGCCUCAGCGGCUACCGCGGCAAUCCCUACGAGCGCUGCCGCAUCAUCGGCUGCAGCAGCAACAACGACUGCCCCACGGACAAGACCUGCCAGAACGAGCAGUGCGUGAAUCCCUGCGUCUACCACAAUGCCUGUGCCCCGCGCGCCGAGUGCCGCCCCCAGAAUCACCUGGCCGUCUGUCGCUGUCCCGCCGACCAUGUCGGCAAUCCCUACGUGGACUGCCGCCCACAGCCACAGCCCGUCUGCGUGCUGGACACGGACUGCCCGUCGCGACAGGCCUGCAUCAGCGAACAGUGCGUGGAUCCCUGCCUCGUCCUGGAGCCCUGCCAACGCCCCGCCCAGUGCCAGGUGACGCCCACGUCCCCGGUACGCACCAUGAUCUGCAUCUGCCCGGACGGCUACAUCAGCAGCGGCAGCGGCAGCUGCAAGCCCACCACCGGCAUCGUCAAGGUGGGCGGCUGCAUCUCCGACUCUGACUGUGCCGCCGACAAGUCCUGCCUGAACGGCAUCUGCCGCGAUCCGUGCAACUGCGGCGUGAACGCCGAGUGCCGCAUCAAGGACCACAAGCCGGUGUGCACGUGUCGCCAGGGCUACGAGGGCAAUCCCGAGUUCGAGUGCGCCAAGAGCGAGUGCCACAUCAACGCGGACUGCCCCGGCACGCAUGCGUGCCGCAACCAACUCUGCGUGCCCGCCUGCCAGGGCGAACAGUGCGGCUCGAAUGCCCAGUGCCUGGCCAUCAACCAUCGGGCCGUGUGCGAGUGUGCGCCGGGACACGGUGGCAAUGCCCGUUUGGGCUGCACACCGCUCGGCUGCCGCACCGACGACGAGUGUCCCACGGACCGGGCGUGUGUGAACGGCAAGUGCAACGAUCCGUGCGCCACGACGGCCAUCUGCGGCCGCGACGAACUGUGCAAGGUGUACCAGCAUCGACCCCAAUGCGCCUGCCCGCCGGGCACUGUGCCCGGACGCAAUGGCUGCGAGACCGAACGGCAUGCGCCCAUCUGCAUCAGCGACGGGGACUGCCCCAGCCAGAGGGCCUGUCUGCGCGGAGAGUGCGUGAAUCCCUGCAAUGCCACACAGCCGUGCGGCGUGAAUGCCGAGUGCCGUGUGCGCGACACCCUGCCCGUACGCACCAUGAUCUGUGAGUGCCUCGAGGGCUACACCGGCAAUGCGGCGGUGCAGUGCGACAAGCGAUCGCUCUGCGUCAUCGAGAAGGGCUUCGUGCGCGACGUGGACGGGCAGUGUGUGUGCCCGCCGGGCACCGCGCUGGACAUUUACGAGUACUGCACCCCGUGCCAGGUGGAGCAGGGCUUCCGCAUCGACGAGAGCGGCCAUUGCGUGUGCGCGCUGGAGCGCGGCAUGGUCAUCGACGAGCGCGGACGCUGCACCUGUCCCAUUGAGCUGGGCUACCGGCUGACGCCACGAGGAGAGUGCCAGCCGGAGGAGCCGCCCGAGUGCACCACCAACGACCAGUGCGCGGACAAUCGCUACUGCAAUCUGGAUACCAAGACCUGCGAGGAUCCCUGCCUGACCAAGGUGUGCGGAGUGAAUGCCUUCUGCAAUGCCGUCAACCAUCGUGCCCAGUGCCAGUGCAUCACCGGCUACACGGGCAAUCCGGAGCUGCAUUGCAACCACACCAACUUCCGCACCGACUUCCCCAGGCCCGACAUGGUCGUCAGCUGCCUGGCCGAUGGCGUUCAAGUCGAGAUUCACAUCACGGAGCCCGGCUUCAAUGGGGUCCUGUACGUGAAGGGCCACAGCAAGGACGAGGACUGCCGUCGUGUGGUCAAUCUGAAUGGCGAGACGGUGCCACGCACCGAAAUCUUCCGCGUUCACUUCGGCAGCUGUGGCAUGCAGGCGGUCAAGGAUGUGGCCAGCUUUGUGCUGGUCAUCCAGAAGCAUCCCAAGCUGGUCACCUACAAGGCCCAGGCGUACAACAUCAAGUGCGUCUACCAGACGGGCGAGAAGAACGUCACGCUGGGCUUCAAUGUGUCCAUGCUGACGACAGCCGGCACCAUUGCCAACACCGGACCGCCGCCCAUCUGCCAGAUGCGCAUCAUCACCAACGAGGGCGAGGAGAUCAAUUCGGCCGAAAUCGGCGACAAUCUCAAGCUGCAAGUGGAUGUGGAGCCAGCCACUAUUUAUGGUGGCUUUGCUCGCUCCUGCAUUGCCAAGACCAUGGAGGAUAAUGUCCAGAACGAGUAUCUGGUCACGGACGAGAACGGCUGUGCCACGGACACGAGCAUCUUUGGCAACUGGGAAUACAAUCCGGACACCAACAGUCUGCUGGCCAGCUUCAAUGCCUUCAAGUUCCCCUCGAGCGACAACAUACGAUUCCAGUGCAACAUACGCGUCUGCUUCGGCCGCUGCCAGCCGGUCAAUUGUGGUGGCUACAAUGCCUUUGGGCGACGUCGCCGCUCCAUAGCCGACAACUCGAGCGACACGACUGCCAUUGCCACCAACUCGGGGGUUGAGGGUCAGCUGCGCGAGGAGAUAACCAUCUCAUCGAAUGCGAUUCUCACAUUCGAGAAGCGCAGCGGUCCAGGCCUCAAUGAUGCCAACAUCAAACCGGCGGCACAGCGAGUGGAGGAUAUAUGCGUAUCGAUGGUGGGACUGAUCAUUGCCUUGGUCAUCACGGCUCUAUUGGCACUUGUGGCCGUCGCCGUGGCCGUCUCCUGCUGGCUAAUGGCCUACAGAAGGCGACCCAAGACCAUAGCGCCCCUGCCACAUCCGCCAGAGUUCCCCAAUCCGCUCUUUGCCAAUCCCGACGCUGUGCCCGAGCCAACGCCGGACUACAUAUCCUAAACACUACACCGGACACAAAAACAAACACACACACCUAGCUAUAACACACCUUAGACGAUAAGAAAGAACAAAAAAACUACCAGAGAAAAAAAAGGGUAAUAUUUUCACAGAAUUUUAAAUUAAUGUGAAUAUUUGAAAGGCACGUGCAAAAAGUUCUGCAAAAUGCAAAACACAUCUAAUGAUAUCUCAAUGAAAAUGCGAAGAAUGAAUCAAA